This is a messenger RNA of Pelobates cultripes (western spadefoot toad), 51267 nucleotides long. Lineage: Eukaryota; Metazoa; Chordata; Amphibia; Anura; Pelobatidae. The record is from the annotation of a GenBank genome assembly.
AUGGAGGAAUUUGAAUUUAGUGUAAAACAACUGCAACCUAAUGUCAUAUCUGUCCGUCUCUAUAAGCGCAAAGAGGGUGGCUUGGGGUUCCUUGUUAAACAGAGAAGGAACAAACCACCUGUUAUUAUCUCUGAUAUAAUCCGAGGUGGGGCAGCAGAGCAAAGUGGCUUGGUGCAGGUUGGUGACAUAAUUUUGGCAGUGAACGAUAGGCCACUUGUUGAUUUCAGCUAUGAAAAUGCUCUGGAGAUCCUACGUAGUAUUGCCUCAGAGACAUUUGUGGUUCUUAUCCUAAGAGGCCCUGAGGGAUACACGACUCAUCUGGAGACCACUUUUACAGGAGAUGGAACACCCAAGACUAUUAGGGUCACCAGACCACUUUGCCCCAAAUCCAAGUCUACUGAUCUUUCAAGUCAGGGCCUGUACAGCAAAGAUCAGCAUAAUAUGGUGGACAGUGCAACAAGUUCCGCUGGCUCUUCUUGGCAGGAAGUCCAUCAGCUUAAUAAUUUAAAUGGACUCGAUGGAGUUAAAGGUGAUGAUAUAAGUAUUAGUCCAUGCCUUAAUGGUGGAGCUGAAAGCAAUGACAUCCUGAAAGAGAUAGAGCCUGUAGUGAAUCUUCUACAGAACACGAGGCUCGAGGAGUUACAUAAAGAUGGUCAGCAUCAAGUGGAACAAAAAGAUGCAGAAGUUCAAGUUGAAAAGUAAGUUGUUUAAUAGAGACCAUAAUUAUAUUAUAUGUUGGCUUGUGAAUGAAAUCAAAGACCUCUAUGUAGUCGUAUCAGAGAUAAAAUUUUAUCCCUACAUAUUAGAUAUAAUUAGAUGCUUUUGUCACGGGGAAUAGAGCAGUCUCUUACAAAAGCUGUGAAAAGUAAUCAGAUUUUGAGUUUACAACAUUUCCUCAAGAGGUACUUUAAAAAGAAAGAGAAAAACAGGUGAGGAUUUAGGGUAUUGUUGUAUUGUGCCGGCAGGAGUUCCUUAUCCCCCUCUGCAAUCCUCUCCCCAACCUUGUCUAAUGAAAGCAUUUAUUCAGAAAGGAUAAAUGAAGAAGAGAUGAAGAGGGAGAUGAAAUCUCUGGGUUCACACUUUCAAGAUGGAAAUGUGUAUCUGGGUACCAUUCAAUUAAAUGCUUCCAUUUACAUCUUUGAAGUGAAAAUCAGGCAGAGGCUUCUUAUCAGUCUAUUAGAAUGUAUCUAUUUCAGACUUAUUCAAAACUAAAACCUUCAUAUCCAGAUUAACUUGUGAUCUACAAACUGUUUAUUAUAUUUUAGGAAGCACUUUGUAUAUUCAUGGGAUGAACGGUCAUGCAUCUUGAUUUCAUUUACUGUUUUUUAUAAAAAGCCAAUAUAUCCUACAGUGUUGUACAAUAGGUGGACUAACAAAUAAGUCAAAUUUCAUGUGCAGAAACAUAAUUUUCUAUGGGUCUUGCUCAAACAUGCUUAUAUUAUAAAUUAAAUAUGGUAUGUUAAAUAUUAUGGCAAUUAAUAUUAAAAUGAAUGAGCCCCAAGCUUAGUGUACACAAAAAUUCAAACAGAUCUUUAGUUAGUAUACAUAGUGAAUAUUUCCUUUGCCCAUUUGGCAAGUAAAAAUAAAUAAGAUUAGUGCAAUGUAGUCAUGGAAUUAGUAAAUUCAUAAUUAAAUUCAUAAAUGUUAAUGAAUGUCAACUUACGACAAUUAGAUAUUGUUUUUAUUGAUAAUAACAGCUUACAUUAUGGAGCUAAAACAAUUCUUACAUUAGGGAGCUAAAACAAAAACUCUUAAUAAACAUGGAGGAAAAUCACUAAACAGUGAGUAUUGAUGCAGAAAAAAAAUCUGAUUUUUUAAGCAGAUUUGUUUAAAAAUCUUGAAUUAUACCCCCAGCAGCCACUACUCUGAAUGUAAAGUGUUAAGUAAUACAGUUGGGGACUCUUUAUUUUUAACGGCUAUAUUGGCCAAAUAUUUACAAUAUAAAUUCAGCUCACAACAGUUCACUAACUACUGUACAGACCUUUAAAUUGUGCUGCCUUGAUAACAAAUCCUAAGCUUAAAUAACUGACAAACCAUUCACUCAUGGUUCACUGAAUGAACCCCAUAAGUUAUUUCCCCAAAAUAAUAAUUGUUAUUAAAUAUAUAAAUAUUGGGUUUUAAAUAUUGUUAUUUGACAAGUGGUGCUUGGAAGCCUGAUUAUAAUUUAACACAAUAUAUAUUUCUAAUAUAUUCAAUGAGAAGAAAUGACCAGUGUCCCUUUAAGUGAUUUUAAUGAGAAUAGCAUAGGCGACAGUAUUUGCCUUUCAAUAGUAUAAACCCCAGUGAUCUGUGUUAUUCACAAGAGGUCAGCAAUAACAACAGACAGGUAAACUAGCAGGGUCAUUCAUAAUCCAGGAACCAUCAUGAUCUAGUAAGGUAACUUCAGAUUUAGGGCCAAAAUAGCGACGCUUGAAAGAAUAGCUGUUUUGUAGUUUGUUUAUUAUUGUCUGUAAUUUGCAAUUCCCAGUCUAGUGAAUAACCCUGCACAGAAUUGUGAGAACAGCCAAUAAACAUUCUAAUCAAGGGGUGUCUGACCAAUUGCUGUUGGCUUGCGGAUAAUUCUGCGAAUUCCUGGACAAUAGCCACUAGGAGUUGUACAUACUUUAUAAUAACAUGAUAAAGACAAGUCAAUUUACUAGAUGGCAGUGAAACUGUUAAACCUGCUAAAGUGAGUAAAUUACAUUUAAUUAUAGCAGCAAAUAACAACCCCAGCAUGUAACCACAGUCAAGCUGUGUACAAAGUAGUAUUUCUAACACUAUAGAACUCUUUGGUCCCCUCACCCCUCCCUCAAAACCCUUCCCUCUGUCAUAAAAAUGGUUUUCUCACCCACUAGAGGCUGUCUUAGUUUCUCAAGAACGGCAAUGUUUUACAUUGCAGGACUAAGGGCAACAGGGACACUGCACCCAAAGAUGAAGUGGUGUGGGUGCCUGUAGUGUUCCUUUAACCAUUUCAGUGUUGUAGAAGAGAACAGAGCAUUGUGGCACUGAAUGUAAAAGUCAAAGUUCAAAACUAAUACAUGCUUGAGGUCUAUGACAUCCUAUCAUGACAUCAGAGAGCCAAUUCCUUACAUUCGGAGAGCUUAUCAUCUCUCUCGAAAAUUAAUUAUUAACUAAAUAAAUAAUAAAUUUUAAAAAAGCGAGAUUGACUCAUCUAUGUACCAUUGCCAUGCACGUUUCACAUGAAGUGAGACUUGGCAAUCAGAGCACUGUGAUUGGCUGGUUUCCAGGCCAACCAAUCACAGUGCUCUCUCCAAAAUUCAAGGUGGCAGAGGAAUGGCUAGAGGCCUCUUCCGUCGUGAAUUUCAUUAAUUCAUCUUGUAACCUGUAAAAAUGCAAUUUAAAAUUUGUAACCUGUGUAACCUGUGAAAGUACAAUCUGAAAAACUAAUACAUGUUGGGGUCAUGUUAGGUUCUCACUAACAACAAUAAUGAAUUAAUCAGGACAACAAAAACUUGGUAUCCAUUGCUUCCCAAUUAACAAGGGAAAUAGAAGUUUUAGCCCAGAAUAACCAAACUCGAAAAAAUAGUGCAUAGUGCUGAGUUUUAACUAAACCCCAGAGCUAAUCUACACUGGAAGGUGUUUAUAUCGCAGCAUAAUCACUUUGUGAUUGAAAUAGUUUAAACAAAAAUGCACUAAACCACAAAUGGUGGUCAAUUAACCAAACUAUGGCAUUAGAUGAGUUGGAGAUUAUUUCCAAACCAUUUUUUGUGUAAAUGUUUCAUUUCAGCCCCAUUAGCUUUUUGGUGAGCAAUUAAUUUAGCCCUCUACAGUUAAAUACCAAAUUUGUGCUGCAUUGCAGUAAAGUCUCGGAACCCUGUGUAUUAAUCCAUCUCUCAGUUGGCUGAUGAAGGUCUUUAAAGAAAGAACUUACUAAAAGCUGUGCUAAAUCCAGAACCAGCAUGGAGGACAGGUCAAAUGAAAUAGAAAAGGAUAUUGUUUUCACAUGUACAAACCAAGAUUACCCUUUUAUAGAUAUACCUUUAAAGGCUUACUCCAAGCACCUUGACCACUUCAGCAAUUUUUUUUUCCUAUGGUGCUAUAAGCCUGUAUGUGUAGUGUUUCAGUUUGAAAUGCUGCACAUACUUUAUAUUUGCCAAUGGGGAUAGAAACGUAUAGACCCGAAAUUGUGAUUUUUAGUUUAAUCCAUUGCCUCUCUUUAUGAGCACCAGUUUAAGACUACACAUAGACAGUGCUUCCAUACUGAAAUUACUUCAUGAUAGCACCUGUUUUGCAAAGUCAAUUCCAGUGUCUAUGUCAGUUGCACACUUUUCAUGGAAUAUAAUUCAUUACUUUGCAAUAGUAGCCAAUAGAAGUUGAACAAUUCCAUGAGAUGUAAUUUAAUUAAAUAAAGAUAUUUUCUAAAAUCUUUACAUAGGUAACAAUUAUAAUGUUGUUUUAAAAAACCCCCACAAAGUUAUAAUCUGAUUAUCUAUUGUAUGAAUGGAUUAUUAAAGAAUUCAGAGCAAGCCAAUUGUGGAUUUCAGCUCUAUUAUUCCAUAUCUUUCUAUUAUUUUCACCCCUACGCAGCUUAAGCAAUUAGCGUGUUUAUAAAAGGUCUGUCUUUAAAGUCUAAUUGUUUGUUUAGAAGUACAGUACAUAUUUCUAAAGCGAUUAACAUGUUGUUAGUCCUUGUCUUUUUAUGCCCAAUUCAAACCUUAAUCAGCACAAGUGCUGAUUAAGGUUUGACAUACAUACAACAUACAGACAAGUGCCAAUCACUGACAAUAAACACAAUGCAGACCUUCUUCAGCACGGAGAGCAGGAAUCUGAGUGUAACAAGCCAUGAAAUGAACAAAUCCCUUUCUUUGCUCUGCCACUUCCUAACAAUGAUCUGUGAAUGUCCUUCUGUGAAGAAUAUUAGUUCCAAUUAAGGAAACUUACAUCCCCUGGAGGAGGUACUCAAAUGGUUCAAAGCCUCUGACCAACAGCCAAGACAGAGCUGAUAUCACAAGUCAUAGCACAGUCACAUUGCAAAGCUGACACAUACAGAGGCUGCCAAAUUACUCUGCUUUAAUGUGCCAUUUUUAUAAUUCUAAGCAGAAUACAAGCUGUAAUAGUACUAAACUGGUGUGUUUUUACAUAUGUGUUCUUUGAAACUACAGUAGAAUUACCCACUGCAAAACACAGCUGUAAGUUCAUAGACAGAAAAUAAAAGUCUAUAUCACACACUCACAAAACCAUUCUAUUGCUAUAAAUUUAAAUGAUUAAAUAUUGCAAAAACAAACACAUGUGCUAAGUAGCCUAAUAUGAAAAUUAUAACAAUAUGAGAUAAACCACUUACAGGCUUUAUUAAAAAGUGCCCAUGUGGUUACGUAUGUUAGCUAAACUCCACAACUCAUAAAAUAGCUAGUAAGUCAUAAUUGGAAUAAUGGUAUAUGGUAAUAUAUGGAGAGCUUGUAGACAAUAGACAUAACGUUUGUCUAGUUCUUUUGGUAAUUGAGGCUGGAUCUAUUAGUCUGACAUUAAUCCUGACAUUAGUAUGUUGCUAAUAUUGAGAAAACUGCAUGUAAACGUGCCUAUAGGUAUAAGUAUAAGUAUAAAACAAUCUACACAAAUAUAGAUAUGAAAUAAUUGUGGAGGUUGGGUUAUCAUGUACCCUAAAUUAAAGUAUUCAAUACUAAACUUCCAUUACAGCAUGCUACUAAUAGAGAAGCUACAUGCUUGUUAAAGCAAAGAAUGCAUUAUACCUAUAAUAGACAGAGAAUAACAGACAGGUUUAAUACCUCAGCUAUAAGCAGCAAUUGCAGACCGCUUACUCCACCUCCCUCUCUCCCUUUAAAGCUGACUAAAUGGAAACAGGAGACAAGAAAGAGAAAAUGGUCUCAAAGUGACUAGUGCAGAGUGUGGGAAGUGCACGUGAAAUGUGAGGCAAAUAACCCAAUGCACAUUUUGGUGCUACUAAUGCACCUAUGUCAGGGGCCAGCCCGUAUCUCCCACCCAUUGUAUACUGGCCUAUAGGCUAUCGUAGAGGAGUAGGAGCCUCAUCUUUGAUGUCAUUGCAUGUAAUACUACGAAAUGAUCAACUGUGUGCAUCCACAUGUAAAGGUGAAUGCCCCUAGAGGAUUGGUAAGGGGCGAAGGGCCUGCCUUUUCCAAUAUUACAUGUUCCGUCUCUUAACUCCUCCCUUCUUACUGACGUCUAUAUCUGUGAGUGUAACUCGCAGUAGGCAGUACUUAAUGAGAGGAACCCACACUUCCAUGACACGCCCUCUCAGAGUGUUAUGCUGCAGAAAGAUCAAUAUACUGAAAGCACAAUAUUAUUCAAGAAUAGACAUGUUGUGGUGGAUGUGUCCUUAAGAACAUCUUCAGCGCUAGAUUUACAGAAUAACGGUUCAUAAGGAGAUUCUUGCAUUACAACUGAUAUAUAUAUAUAUUGGUGUGUUAUUACAAUUAAUCGUUACUGGAAGAAAUUAUAUAUAUAUUGCAAUAUCACCAUAAAGGUACAUGUUGCCGAGAUUGCAUUACUCAUAUCCAUGUUAUACAUACAGAACAUGGAGGAGUGUAUAUGGGAAUUAUCUGAAAUGAAGAUUAAACUGCUACUAGGUUUUAAUCCACUAAGGUUGCAAACAAUUGUGGCCACAGAAAGACCAUGUUUACAAAACACCAAGUCAGCCCACCAAUAUGUAACGAAAAAUUCUAUUAAUCAUAUGGAUUUACAUAUAUGGAGGACGAAUUAAAAAAAAAAGGUUACAAAAACACUCAUUUAUGCUUAAUUACUAAAGUAAUCCCCCUGUCCAAAUGAAACUACCCCUGUUAAUGGGCAAACAAUCCAGACAUGUUUCGUAAAGUAAUAAAGAGAUGGUCAGAUGUAUAGCCCUAUUGAACAUUCAUAGGGGUUUUGAGAUGUACCUGAAAAGGACACAUGGCUUGAUAUUGUGAAAACCCAAUUUAAAAUGACUGAGGGAAUGCAAAGGAGUAAUAGACCAAAUGUAAAUUCAUAUGGGGAAAAUAAACAAUUGAUGAGCAUAUUUAUUCAUGCAAGUUGUAAAGAAAAUGUAAUGGCCUGUAACAUGUAUAACUUGUUACUAUACUAACUUAGAGUGAUCCUGAUUUAUGUAUGUUAGACCAUGUUCUACUCAUUGCGGAGUGGUUCAAAUUGUAUGAAUCUGUGGUCCACCUAAUGCAUCGUGAUUAUAUUAUACAUGGGAAAAACCAAACGUGACUAAAACCAUAUAGAAACAUACCUAUAUCACUUCUAUAAAAUUGACUAUACAUACUUUUUUCAUAUGCAUUCAAUUGGGAACAGAGUUAAUAGCACUCUAGAAAAUAUAUAAUUUGAAAAUGAGUAAUGUUUCACAAUAUUUCUGAAAUAAAAGGAGAUAAUGAAAAACCCUCAUUUGAUCCACAUGAUGACAGAUUUUAGUUUGUGGAUCCAGAAGCAUCCUCUAUGUUUUUUGUCCACGUCACCUUUCCUUUGACCCAUUUUCACCAAUUCCAUGGCAGAAAAUCUCAUGCCUUCUGCUGAUACUUUAUACAAUUCUUUUAAAUGUUUGGGUUGGGUUUAACCAAAUUUAUGAGCUCCAAAAUUCUGACUUUAUCACCUUUAUCAGAACUGUUUUUAAAGUAUAGACUGGGACAAUCCAAGUAAUUCCACAGGCAAGCUUUGGUUUUACACUUUCCAUCUUCAUUGUAUAUUCCUUCAACAUAUUGUGCUGUCACUCAGAGCAUAAUAUAUGUAUAUAGAUCUGCCCUGGGUAUAAUCAUUAUCAGCAGCCCUAUUUAGGUCUAGGUUUAGGUAGGUGACAUGAGCAGUCCCAUGCGAUUAAGAUGGUUUUUCAUUUUGUCCUUGUAUUUUGAUAGCACAAGCUCUUUAAGUAUACCUGGAGGAUGUGAACAUUGCCUUCAUAUUGUUAAUACACAUUCUAACAUGGUGAAAUGCUGUCUGUGCACUGCUAUGAAAAUGACACCAUGUUUGUCAUUGUGGAUGGGAAGAGGAAAGUCUCAAGUCCAAUGUUGUUGAGUUGGAAGGCUUAGCAGAUGGGAUGUGCCAAUAAUAUGACAAAUUAUGGCAAUCUUUAUGGCAGCCUAGUCAAACACACACCUGUCAGUGAGAAGUAUCACCUGUGUGUGGGUAUUCUGAGCUGUGUAAGUGUACAGGCCAUAUGCAAGCAGCAUGUGACACCAGUGGGAUGUGGGUACAGCCAGUAGCCCCUAGUACAUUACAGAGGGGUCACUGAAUAGAAACCUCUAUUGACACUUGCUGUUGAUGACCUAGUUUUAGUGAAAUAAGUCGGACUAGGAUAUCCAGUAUCACAAGUAUCCAGGAAGUUUAUAGAAAUUCCCCGAGCAACUUUAUUAUUAGUGGGAUGGAUGUCUGGAUGUUGGCAUGGCCAAUGAGAUUAUGCUCAUUGUCAUCUAUGCUAUGGAUCAUUUUCUUUCCAUCCUGUUGGAGGAGCUUCAUAAUCAGCUAUAAGUUAAAACAUGUCAGUCUGUUCUUGUUAAUAUUACCUCACUAUGCUGCCUGUCUGGAGGCACUUUUCUCAAAAGAAACAGCUAUCUUGGAGAUGUGAACUGAUGGAAAACAUCAUGUCGAUGUGUAUGCCUUAAAUGUUAUUACAGCUCAUAUUGGGUUUAUAGGGCAUUUAGAGUACCUGCUCCUUUUGUAUACAUUUUGCUACAAUUAAAAACUCACAGCAACACUGCAUCCUUUUUGCGAGUACUCGACCUAAACAAGAAAUAAAAAGCAAAGGUGAAGACAACACAAUUCAUCAUUGUAUUCUUCACAUUUAAAAAACAAAAAACAUAAUAAUUCACAUUUUUUUUGAAAGUAGAGAUUUGCAAAGAAUUUUGAUUCAUGCUGGAAGCCUGUACAUUGUCCAUUAACAGCAGGGCAAAAUGUAAGAUAUAUUGAGCAUAUACAUAGCGAAUAAACUGUGCAUAUAUUAACUUAAUUCACAUUUGUACCAUCAAUUUGUUUUUGCCUUUUACAGAGACUAAUAAUAACAUUAAUACAAAUUAAUUUAAAGAUAUUUCUGAAUCCUAGAUUCCCUGGCAAUUAAUGCAACACAACCAAUCAUAAGAAUCUGUGCUUAUCUGUCAGUGUAAGUACUGGAGAAAAAAUCAUAAACAGAUAUCGAAUCAGAGAGAGAUCAUAAUUUAAUGACAGGUGUUUGAAAAUGGUCUGUCGGUGCAGUCUAGCUCAAAGCAGGUGGGUUGGGCAGACAUCAGUUACAAAUACUGCUCACUUUUUGAUGUUUGGGGAACUUGUUUUCAUGCAGUCAUAACUCAUUACUUUUUCUUAUAAUGAUGUGUUUCUCUAUUUUUACAGCCAACAUAUAACAAGAGAUACAAGAUUGAGGGAAUUUUAAUAUCAGACUGUGGCCUCGACUUAAUACGUUUAGAUAUACUUUGAAAUUAUUUCAUAUUUUUAGAUUAACUUUAAAAAAUAUAUAUAAAUAUUAAAAUAUCAAAAAAUAUAUCCUAUAUAAAAAGUAUAUCAGUAUAAUGGGAAAAAAAAUAAAAUAUUAAAACAUACAAUAUUUAAACAAUAAUUUAAAUCAGUUUAAAAGUUUAUCCAAAAAUAUUAAAUCAUUUAAAAAGCUUAUCCAAAAGUAUUAAAUCAAGGCCAAUGAUGUAAAUGCAAUGGUUUAAGUUAUUUGAGGCCAUCUCAGUGUGACAAUUAGUUUGGGUAAUUCAUACAUUUAAGAAACUUAUAGGGGUAGUCAGCAACCUUUCUAAAAUAGAAGACAUCACAUGGCUGUAAUCCCAAUCCUCCAAAUCAGAUGUGGCUGUGUGUUUUUCUUCAAAAUAGUCCCCUAUAAAUAUGUGUUGUAAAUAGUUCAAUUGGAGAGAUUUUCAUGGCUUUUUUGACAUAACAUUUGGAAUUCUCUUGUCAAUUCUCCACAAUUUCAUAUUUAAUAAAUGCCCACAAGAAUUUUGCUGCAGCGAUGAAGCCAUUGCUUAGCCAAUAAGUAGGUUUUACGUCCUUCUAAAUCCCUUUUAGUAAACAGUAUCUGUACUAACAUUAAUCUGCUUUCGACUUACAUACAACUAUUCCAUCUCAUUUCUAUAUUUGGCCUUGUUUUCAUAUUUUUGGAUAAACUUUUAAAAUGAUGAUUGUUUUCAAUUUGAAAACAGACAGAAAAUGUACAUAUAUAUCAUAUGAGAAAUAUAAAAAUAAUAAAUAAUGCUUUUAAAAUAUUAAAUAAUUAGAAAUAUGUAUCCAAAAAUCCUAAAUCAUUUGAAAUGCUUAUCCAAAAAUAUUAAAUCGAUGCCUUUAUGCUUACAAGCUACUGUGAAUUACCCACAUCCACCCAAAAACUGAAAUGUCUCCAUAAAUCUCUAUUAUUAAUAUCACAUUUUAAAAUAAAGCAAGCUCAUGUUGCAGUUGUUUUAUGCCCAUAUUAUGGAUAUUUAAUUCUGUUUUAAUACUUCUAGUACAUUGAGGAUCAAGCUGAUUCAUUGAUUAAGUGUACAUGUCUACAUGUAUACAUCUCGUGGUAUGCCUGGUACACUUUGCAAAUAUGACUUGUACAUAUAUAACUGGUACACUUUGCAGGAUGUGCCUAUAUGAGAUAUUGCUCACAAACCUCAAUUAUAGCCACUAUAACAUGAUCAUUAGUUUAAUACACAGAGGCAUAGGUAAAUAGAUGUGUUUCCUGUUCCACAGUGCUGCAAGUCCAUGUACGUGUGUGUGUUUGUGUUUGUGUGUGUGUGUGUGUGUGUGUGUGUGUGUGUGUAUGUAUGUGCGUGAUAAAGGGAUCUAUUAAAGACACUGUAUUUGAUUUGUGGGGUUUUUUGUGGGUUUUUAUUUUGUUGUUGUUUUUAAUUAGCUGGUUUUAGGGCAUGUUUGUCAGAUAAAACAUUGAUUCAGUGUUUUCACAGUUGGGAAUUGUUUAAUUUAUAUUUGUAAAUCCUAUUCUGCUUCCCAUUGAGCUAACUAAAUUGAUUCAUUAAUUUAGUUAAUCUUUUUGACUGAACAAUAAAAUGGAUUUUGGUGGUUAUUGAUGCAUAAUCCAUAGUCUGUCAAAUGAACUGUCACCGUGAGUAAAAACAUUUUUUGUUACUAUCAAUAUGUAAGUAGUGUGAUAAUAUGGAGAACUGAAGUACUGAACUCUGAUGACCAGUCACAAGGGGGUUACUACAGUCUUAAGACUUUCCUGCAGGUGUUUCAAUAUCUAUGUUUGUCUGUGCUGUUUGUGUUCAUUGUGGACUGUGUCAUCAUCUCUUACUUGCUCCCUUUACAUUACAUUCUACUAGACAAGUACCCUGCUAAUGGGAAAUGUUUGACCCUAAGAAUGUUGCACAGUUAUAUGGUUGUAAAAGGGACAUCUUAUUAAUAUUAAUUCAUUUAUUGUAAUAUACCCCACUUUUUUCUUAGCAUGUAACCAAUAGGAUAGGUACAAACACAUUUAGUGAUGCAAGUAUUAUUGUAAAAUUGGAGUGCAUUUUUAUAGGUAAUCAACCACAGCCUAAUAUGUGGGAGACUGGAGACGUGCCCUCACAAUUUCAAUGUCACUAUUGACUGCAUUGCCAUGCUAGUCUGUAAAGUAGUCUUUCCGAUCUGUCAAUAGCAUGUUUUAUAUAUAUAAGAGAUAUAGUGCAACUAGUUAUGAAUUUUUAUUUAUUGCAUAUUAAAAGUCUAACAUUGUCGACAACAGCCAAAAAUAUUGAUUUAGGGAAACUACAAGGUUAAAGAGACACUAUAGGAACCCAGAAUACUUAAUUUCAGUGAAAUGGUCUGGGUGCAAUGUCCUUGUCUUAUUAAACCUACAAUGUAGAACAUUGCUGUUGUGUAGAAACUACAAUGUUUUCAUGGCACGGUUAACACACCUCUCGUGCCUGUCUUCCUGACAUCCCCUUGAGGUGCUUCCUCGUGAGAACCGAGUCAGACUCAGUCCAUCAUUUAAAUACUGUUCGUAGAAGGCAUUUGAUUGGAUGAGCAUGGCAUUUGCUGUGCAUGUGUUUUUUGUCCCCAGUGCUUCUCUAUGAGAAGCAGUGGAUUGGACAAGAACGAGGAAGGCAUCAGCAGGCUUGUUGAUGAAGAUGGGGUGGGGCUGGCAGCUGCAGCAGAGGUGUAGAAAUGAGGUAAGUAAACUUUAUGAUGCUUUAUGAAGGUUUUUAACAUCAAAAGGAUGGACAGAGAUUUGAGCAAUACAGGGGAACUUGUAAAAAAAUUAAGAAAAAUAUUAUUUCAGGACUAUAGGUUCCAUUUAAGUAUCAUGUAACUUAUAAGUAUAUUCCAUUAUUUUUCUCAUACUGCCUAUGAUGAUUUUUAAUGGUGGGUUUUAUAAUGAAAAAGCUAAUGUUAAAAAUAAAGGUUCGGUGUUUCCUACAAUCUACACUAUAAUUUUAAAAUAUAGCUUUACUUUAGUAAUACUUUUUUUUUACAAUCUUGCCAUUUAUAUGCAUCUUCCAAGUUACUCGCUAGACUAGGAAUAGUGGGGAAAUCCAAAAAUGUAAAUGUUGGAUAAAUUCUCCAGCACAGUUCUGUUUUCAGCAUGUUUUUUUUUGUUACCUGAAAUUCAAUAUAAUGCAUGUCAAUUGUCUACAAUAACCACAUCAUUGCAGUUGAUUUUGUACAUUUCUGUAACUGAUUACUUUCUUAAUACAAAUGCUUCCCAAUCUGAGUUCUUUCCAAGUAGCUACCCGCCUGUUCCUCUCAUUUAAGGAAUGGUUUGGCAUCCUCUAUCCCUGUUGGUAGAGGCUCACAGUGAGGGAGUUUAAGCAUGCGUAGGAUAGACAUAAGGCUAUCCUACAUAUCAGAUAAGGCAGGAACUAAUGAAAGUAUUUAGAAAAUUGGGCAGACUAGAUGGGCCAAAUGGUUCUUAUCUGUUGUCACAUUCUAUGUAUCUAUGUUCCCUUACAUGUAAAGACAUGGAGAGAGUAUUCCUUCUGCUGCUGGUGCCAAUUUCCCAAAACAUUUUUCUAGGGUGAUGCCUUUGCUAUAAAAAACAACUACAACAACAAUAAAAUGCAGGUUUAUUAUAUAUACAUAAAAAGUAUUAUUCAUGAAAUUGCAUUGAUUAUAUUAAGUUUUUAUGUUCUUCUAUUUUCAGUAAAUCUCAGAAACCCGGAAAUGAUCAAGCCUACAAUGAUUUAUGGAGAAACAAUAACAACAUGCCAGUGGUUUUGAACAAUCCGUAUCUGGAGAGUGAGCUGGUAGGACAAUAGAAUGAUUGUUCAAAUGUUUAGUUAUAGAUGAUAGGAUAAUAUGCAAGCUGAACCAUUCAAAGAAAACUUGCAUCUGAUUGUCAUUUAUUGACUUUUGAGCUCUCCGAGGAAGAAUAACAAAUCAGUAACAAUCUGGAGGAUACAAAGCCUAUUCAUGAUUUUAAAGGGAAUACCUAGUUUACAAAAUGUAUAUUUUUGUAUUAGGUUUUAAAAAUGCUGUUCCUAAUUGCUUAGAAUCCUUCAUAUCCUUAGAUUUAAAGGGGCACUACAGUCACUAGAACAACUACAGCUUAAUAUAGUUGUUCUAAUAAGUAUAAUCAUUCCCUUAAGGCAAGUUAAUGCAAACACUACCUUUUCAGAGAAAAGGCAGUGUUUUCAUUGCCCUCUAGGGACACCUCCAAGUGGAGACGCUGAAUGUUCCUCAUAGAAAUGCAUUCACUCAAUGCACCUCUAUGAGGAGUUGCUGAUUGGCAAAAAAUUGAAUUUGGCCCAGUCUCCUUGCCAAUUACAGCCAAUCCAAUGCUUUCCCUUUGGGAAACCCUUGGAUUGACUAAAAAUGGCAAUGCUGAUGAUGUCACCAAGGAGGUGGAUCGGGGCGGGGGCGGGAACAACACCGGCUGACCCGCUUGGCACUGGAAAGCAGGUAAGUUUUAACCCCUUCUAAUGGGGCUAUGAGGGGAAAGCAACCUAAGUGGUGUAUUUAACACUAUUGGGUCAGGAACACAUGUUUGUGUUCCUGACCCUGUAAUGUUCCUUUAAGACUUCUACCACACCUAAGCUAGUCAACUCCCAUUUUGCCCAGUAUUAACUUCCUUAUUGGUGCUUGGCAAUGACCAAUCAAUUACUUCUCACAGAGCUGCACUGUGGACACAGGGAGAAAAGUAUUAUGAUUGUCGAUGUAAACAAUAGUUUAGUGAAUAUACCCCCAUUCUCUGCAUGUUCUAAUGUAAACAGUGGUACUGACCCAGAAUGUAAGAUAGGAUCACUGACAACCAUAGAAGAUAAAAUAAUACCAUUAUUUCAUUGCUAAACAGCAUAGAAAUGAGCAGUGAGACUGCAGGAGCAUUUAUAGACCAAAGACAUUUUAUUAAGCUGAAGUACACCUAAGCUAUACUGCAUACACCUAAACAUCUCCCUCAUUGUCUUAAUAAUGUUUCUGCAAAUUGUUGAUUGAAAUAAUAAAGCCAUUUUAAAUAUAUAAAUAUAUUGUGCAUCUUGUAAAUCUAAGUAAGGCACAAAACAAGUGUUCAGACAAAGAAGCAACCCAAAAAAAGUCUAAAAAAAAAAAGAUUAACGGGUAUGAGUAAGAGUAGGCACAUGGUAGAUAUUUCAAGCACAGAGGUUAGAGUCAUUUCAUUAUACUAUAGGAAAUGUAGAAUACAUUGCACAAUCAUAGUUAUAGAAAAAAUAGCAGCACAGCGUUUCCCUGUAAUAGGAGUUAUCCUGCAACUGAGCCAAGAUAGCUGACAUUUUGACAUUAACAUGAGACAUUCACAAGCAUGAGAGACAUUGUAAAUCAACCAAGAUAUAUAAAGUGGUACGUGGGAUACAGGUGAUGUAAAAUGGGCAGUACUAUUGCCAUGACAACAUGAGCAAAACAUAAUAAUCAACAAAAGGUCAUGGGUAGGAAGAGAAAUAAACCGUGCAGUCUUUUUAAAAAUGAGAAAUUACAGCAAAACUUGCAGUGUGGCUGAUUGCAAAGUACAUUCAAAUGUACGCUUAACACUCUAUUUUUUUUUUUUUACACAUCUUUAUAUUGUUGUGAUAAAGUAGAACCCGGGGUGAAGGACGUGUUAAUACAAAGAGAUGACCCUGGAAAUGUGUGAUCUUUGACCACUCUCAUAACAUCUGACAUGUAUAUGAAUUGUGAUAGUUAAAGAGAUGCACGGGACACCUGGGAUUUCCUUGUAAAAUAACUCGGCAUAUAAACAGACAGAUUAUGGGAUUCCCCCACCAUACGUGCCUAGAGAUUCUCUUUUUCUGUGAUUUCUCACUAAGCUGCAUGACUCUAGUAAUCCCUUUCACUGAGCGUCUGAUCUUCAGUCACAACAUUAAUCUGCUUUUAACUUAGAUUUCUGACAUAAAUGCAGGAUUUCCCCUCCAUUCUGAUGCUGAUCCAUUGUGAAUUACACAUGCCCCAGAAAGUAGAAGCUGCUCCUUUAAUCUGUGCAGUGCCCUUCUCGUUUUGUCACAUCUACACGUUACUAUUUUACAAACAGAAUGGCAAAUACUUUGCUCCUAAUUCCAAAUAGACUUAGUGUCAAAGCUCUCUACAGCAAAAAAAAUACAGGAUCAAGGAGCUGCUAGUAUUGUCACUCUGUGAGUCUACUUUGGGAAAUACAUUAUAACAGCCCUUCUUUAGCAGGAACCACCUACUGAUACCAUGCUUUUUAGACAUAAUUUGUCUCUAGGUGGUGUUUUUAAAGGGACUUUCCAAACACCAUAACCACGACAGACCCCUAUCAUGGUUAUAGUUCCAAGUGUACCUGGCUAAAUGUUUAAGAACAGUUUGAAAACUUGUCUAGCGCCUGACACCACCGCCUCUGCAAGAUACUUCUGCCGCCAAACUUAGCUGGCUCUAUAGGUCUGUGCUGAUUGGCAGAGAGUCAGUUGACACUCUCAGCCAAUGACCGGCUGUCCAUGGCAGUGCUUAGCUAAGUGGAGCUAACAUAAACUCCAUGUGGGAGGUAAGCCUGACAGGACCCCAGAAAGUUAUCAAACCAUUCUUAAAACAUUUGACUACAUAUUCUGAGAUAGCGCCAGGCAGUCUUUGUAUAACCACUAGAGCAGGCUGUAGUGAUGAUGGUGCUUGUAGUGUUCAAUCAAAGUUCCAGUACUCUUUUACAUACAGCUAGACUAUUGUGAUUUUAAAAGAGGAGCCAGUCAAAUGCUCUCUAGGGAAGUGACAACUCUAUCUGCAAGACUCUAGCAAUAAUGGAUCUAGUUAAGUCAUUUACCAAAUAUAGGACUUUUUAUCUUUGAUAAACAGAAGGCAUCAUAAUAAAUCAAUAUGAUAUCAGCAUGGAUGUACUAAUGGUAUUGGGUAUUACAGGCAGAGGCUUAUUGGAUUUUUUUAUCUGAAGUCAGAAAUAUGACAAAAUAACAAGAUGACACUCAAAAACGUAGGAGUUUAUUCGUUAAAUGUAUAAUUGCAGAGAAUUGACAAUGGAAUUGCAAAUUGUAAUUUAAAAUAUCUAAACUAAGACAUUAUUGAGCAAAAGAUUUUUCUUUCCAAUAUAGAUAGAUUUUUUGGGGGGUAUGAAAUGUGCCGUUCCCUGACAAUGUCUGGUUUAGUGCAUAAACCUAUAGAUGUUUAAUUUGUAUUUUUAGUACAAUAUUUAGCUGAAUAAUACUAUAUAACUAUAAUGCUUUGUGUUUUAUAUGUUUGCAAACUAAAUUUCCCAUGAUGAAAGACCUGCUGUGCAUCAUCGAAAAUGUAGUUCACAAACAUCUGCAGUGCUAUGGUGAAUAAGUCCUUUUGCAGAUUAUUAGCCUUGUUUAACACAGUAACGUAAGCACUGGAGAGAAUGGGAUCUAAAAAUGAAAUCUUGUAGACUUGGUUCAUUUUACUGGAGUACUCUAUAAAUGUAAAAGCCUGAAGGCUGUGAAGAGUUUAUCCCUGUGCAGUUCUGAGGAUGCACUAUCCAUGGCAGCAAUCACAUGUGUGUGUAUAUAUAUAACAGUUGAAAUUCAGUUAGACACAAUGAGGUUUUAAGGUGGUUUGCAACAAUAGAAAUGCACUGUUAAAUAGAGAGGGCCACACAGAAUUGGUAAUGAGUGGGGUGAGUAAAAGAGAGCUCAGGACCGAGACAAAGGGAACUAAGUGAAAUGGGACAUGCUGCUCGUUGGAUUGGCUUUAACACACUAGGAGGACAAGGCAAAAUAGAAAGAGACUACAGAUAAGAAAAAGAUUAUAGGAGGGAUAAAACAGGAAGACAAAUUUGUGUUUAAAUGGUUCCUGUUGUGAUGUGAUAGAUUGACACACAAUAAGAAUGUUUAGAAUUUUUAGCUUUUCUAACUGUGUUCUCAUAACAGUGUAGUUUACAGCAUUUUAUCUGUUGUACAGAUUACAGUCCAGGUAUCUUUAGUCUUGCAGCUAUUACUGGGUUACCCAGGGGAUGAUGAGGAUUCUAUUUUGAUUAUUACAUGUCUUGAUUUUCUUUACAUAUUUAUGUUAUUAUUAUUUUUUUUUAAAUUUGUCUCAUUUCAAAGUUAUGUUUGUAGAGACUAUUGGUAAGACUAUUUUAACUUUCCUAUCUUAUAAACACUGGGAGCAAGUAAACAUUCUUUGACCUUCGUUGGCUUUAAGGAAGACGGGCCAAUAAUAAAGUUGCCCCAGCUUUACCUAAUGAUGUUAAAAUGAAAUACAUUUUAAGAUUAUAUAAAACAACAUAUAGCUAGAUUUUGAUUUGAAAAAAAUAAUAUAAUAGAAAGAAAAUGGUACAGCAGAUUUUAAAAUCAACUAUCACAAUCAAUUUAAAACCAAGUAGGAACAGAUAUCGCCAACCCAAGUAAAUAUCCUUUGAUAUCCAAUAAAUCUUGUCUGUAAUGUAUCAGCAUUAAAUAUUUCAAAGUCACCCUGUUCUAGACAUUAUUUGAUGUUUUGUCAUCUUUAUUAUUUUUCUAUAUGUUUCUCUCCUUUCUCUGGAAUUUACGCUCUGUCUCUCUUUAGGUUUCAGCCUCAGGAAGACAUUCCCCUGCAAAAACCCAAGCAAAUGGAAGUCCUUCCAAAUGUCCUCGCUAUCUAAAAAUUCGAAACUGGGAAACAAACGCUGUGUUACACGAUACACUCCAUUUCAAAUCAUCCAUGGUAUGUUGCUCGGUCCCAAAGUUCAUAACCUCAGAUUCAUUUUGGACACUUGUUUCCAACAAAUGUAUUAAAGGAUGAUAUCACUCUGGUCUUGGUGGUAUAAGUCAUUUAAUUUAUGCCUGGUGCUUGAGCGAAAAAUUAAGAUUUCCUUAACAUAAAUCUGGUGUGAAUCCAUCCUUCUAACAUUUGCUUCAUUGAAGGGAUUCAUGGUGCCCUAUUAGAACAGAGCUCUGAGACAAUGGGGAACCGUUUAUACUAAACAUACCGAAUGCAGUGUCCACCUGUAUAUUAUUACUUGUCAGACAUUUUGUUUAGUAAUAAAUUACAUUUUUUCAUAUUUUUACUAAUUCCAAUAACUAUUUUUAUAUCCUGUUGUUAUUCAGCCAACACCUUGUUCACAGCAGUUAUGUUUGGGGGCAGUCAUGACCCCUCCUCAAUAUGUGCGCAAACCAGAAGAUGUCAGAACCAAAGAGGAACUGUUACCUCUUGCCAAGGAAUUCAUUGACCAAUAUUAUUCUUCAAUUAAGAGGUAAAAUCAAUGGCUAUAAUGCAAAUUUUAUACUAUGAGCUUCAAGCACUAAAACUGCCCCUUAACUGGACCUUACACUUUAUUGUGUAUUAAAACAUAGGACUGUUUUUUUUAUUAUGUUAUCACUUUUGUUAAAACAAAAAAAAGAUACUAAGGCAUAUAAUAGACUAAGUAUGCAUGAUAUACUUUCAAAGUUGUUCUAAUUAUUUUACUGAAAUAUGGUUUUGUACAUGAAUGUUGCAUAAUUAGCAGAUCUAUUUUCUCGUUAAAUGUAAUAUUGCAUUGCAGCAUUUGCAACUGUUUGUCCAUGCCAUUUAAUAAUUGCUUGUAAGUACAGAUUUUUUUCAUGGUGUUUAUAUAUGGUUGUAUGAUUUCAUUCUGUUAUCAGAGUGCCUUUUUAAAUAUAUGUUAUCAUGCAUUAGCCUGAACCAAGAGAAUGCUGGAAUAUUGUGUUGUUGGCGCCUAAAUGCUUCUAGUCAUGAUUAAAUGCAUGGCAUAAUUGUGUUUAUGUUACAUUAAUGGAUUUAUCUUUUUUUCUUGGAAGAUUUGGCUCCAAAGCUCACAUGGACAGACUGGAGGAAGUACAAAAGGAGAUUCAAGAAACAGAUACCUACCAGCUAAAAGACACUGAGCUGAUAUAUGGAGCAAAGCAUGCAUGGCGCAAUGCAGCCCGUUGUGUAGGCAGAAUCCAGUGGUCCAAACUGCAGGUCAGGAAGCUCUUGAGAUGCCAUCUGUUACAUAUUUGUACAUAAAAAAGUCUAUCAAUAAAUAUAUGUUGAAUUGUAAUUAUUUGGCUUGAGAUUCACUAGAGGGAAUACUUGUUCUUCAUGAGGAAAUUGAAGGUUUUUUUUUUUUUUAAAGAUGCACUCCAAACACCUAAAGCACUAUAGCUUGCUUUCAAUAGAAUAUGGUAGUUUAAUAAAUUGACCUGGUUACACCACCUGGGCUGUCAAUCAGAUAACUUGUUCUAUUACUUCCUGGCUUAGUUAGCUCAAUGAUGCAAAACAAGAAGCAGCAAUUUCCCAAAGCAUCUUCCUUGCAAAGACCCCCCAUUAAGCUGCAUUGGGAAGUCUGUGAUUGGACAGUCACAGAAUGUCUGGCCUAGGGAAGAUCUAAUGGGCUUACAAAGGCUGCUGACAAGAGAUCUGCAGCUUUUACAAGCUGCUUUUACAUGUACCUCCAAUUACAUUUUGUUUGUUUGUUUGUUUAUUUUUGUAAUUUUGCAGUGGAGUGUCCCUUUAAGAAUUAUAUUUAAUGUCAACAUGCAUGUGUAUUUACCAUGUUAGAGGAAUAGCGACUUUACAUGUGCAUGCAGGUAAUCAUAGAAUGCGGCAGCACUUCACUGAAGGUGUGCUUGUCUCCUAUGUACUCUUCAAUCUAGUAAAAGCAUUGAUAGUGUUAACUGGGGUGCUGACAGGAACUGUCACUCACAGAAAAGUGACCAUUCAUUUUUAGGGUUGGAGUCAUUGCCUCUUUGCAUAUUGUUGAUAGCUAAGCUUCAGUGAAUAUAGUCUUAAAUAAUGUUGGUGCAUAACUUUUUUCAUGGUUGGUGUAGUUCCGCUGAGUAUAAUUUGCAUGCAUCUGAUUAAUUAGAUUUCAAGGCAAUUUUAUCUAGUGACCCAGGAAUGUCCCAUACCCCUAAGAAUUGGUAAAAACGAAAGCUAUUUGUCACCCUUGAAGGCAAACAGAAUGAUCUGCUAGCUCGACCAAAAGUGAUUUGAUCUAAAUCAGAGUUGUCUCAUUCAGUCACAGAGGUCCACUGACCUGACUGUGUAUGAGCAUUUUGUCAGUUAGUAUGCAAUUAAUCAAUCUGAUUUUUUUCCCUCUGUCAGUAAGUAAUACACUGACCUGUCAUUGGCCCUUGAGCAAUGGUGUUGUAAAGCCUUGAUAUUGGCUAUUGUAAUGCUAAAUUGCGCUAUGACUGUUUCUUCCAGACAAUGAUGAAUUGGUUUGUCUUUCUAUUUCUAUAAAUCAUCAUUAAAUACCCAUAUAAAAUAUGGGUAUAAUAAAAAUAAAAUAAAAACUUAACAAAAGUAAAAUGUGUUCUAUUUCCAAGAAAUAUGCCGAAUGCAUCCCUGUGCAUUAGAAUCGAUAGAUUUUAGAUGUUUAUUCUCAUGUAGAUCACAUUAUGGUGCAGUUCUGUCACAUUCCAAAUUGUGAUGGAACAUGUUAAUUAAGAUAAAGUUAUAUGUGCACAAGAUACAAAGUUAAUGAAUUAUGUAGGCUCUGCAUAUGUUCUACUGCUGUGUGUGUUCUUUUAUUAUGGUUUGUCUGUGGAGUUGUUGUAAUUAAAGGCAUGGGCCCAAUCUCUUUUUUUACCAGCUAAUAUUAUCCCUGUUUUUUUUUCGUUAUAGGUCUUUGAUGCUCGAGAUUGCACAACUGCUCACGGAAUGUAUAAUUACAUCUGUAACCACAUUAAAUAUGCCACCAAUAAAGGCAACCUAAGGUGAGACCUUUUAAUGUGCACGUUAGAUUACAAGUUAUGCACUUCGGGGUCAAGAAUGCACAAGCAACUUACACCUUAAAUGGUAGUGAAUUAGGGAUAACCACACACGAGAAGGAUUUGGGAAUUGUUAUAGACAACAAAUUAGGCAGCAAUAUGCAAUGUCAACCUGCAGUUGCUAAGGCCAGUAAGGUUUUGUCAUGUAUAAAUAGGGGCAUAAAUUCUCAGGAUGAAAAUAUAAUUUUGUAUCUUUAUAAAUCACUGGUAAGACCACACCUUGAAUAUACUGUGCAAUUUUGGGCACCUGUUCUAAAGCAGGAUAUCAUGGCACUAGAAAAAGUGCAGCGACGAGCUACAAAAUUGAUAAAAGGAAUGGAGCAUUUUAGUUACGAAGAAAGGGUAAAAAAAGUAAAUCUCUUUAGUUUGGAAAAACGGCGCCUGAGAGGGGAUAUGAUAACAGUAUACAAAUAUAUUCAGGGCCAGUACAAACCAUUAUCUGGAAAUCUAUUCAUAAACAGGGCUAAACAUAGGACACAAGGUCACACAUUUAGGCUGGAAGAGAGGAGAUUUUUUACAGUAAGGAUAUUGAAUUAUCUGCCUAGAGAGGUGGUUUUAUCAGAGUCCAUGCAGAUGUUUAAACUGCAAUUGGAUAAAAAAUUGCAAUGACAUAACAUACAGGGAUAUAAUUUCUAAUUAGUGGGAUAAUAACUGCUUCAUCCAAGGAGAUAUCUGACUGCUAUUUUGGGGUCAAGAAGGAUUUUUUUCCUAGUUUGUUGCAAAAUUGGAAGUGCUUCAGACUGGGUUUUUUUGCCUUCUUUUGGGUCAACAGCAAAAACAUAUGUGAGGAAGGCUGAACUUGAUGGAUGCAAGUCUCUUUUCAGCUAUGUAACUAUGUAAAAUAUCCUACUGAUCAGAAAAAAAUACAUUCAAAUUUUAAAUAUUGUUUUAUUAGUCCAAAUUUCCAGGGUGAUAAGGAGUUCUAAUGAUGAUAGAAAUGGUAAUGUGCACAAGGAAACACAUUUUCGAGAAGCACCUUUAAAAGCACUUACAAAGAUCUCACACAAAGUUCUACAAACAUGUAUAAUGAUUCUAGUGAACGGUGCAUCCUGCAAAACAGUUCAAUGACUAUAAAUAUCUCAAAUAAAUGGUCAAUUUUAGGCAUAGAAAGCUAUGUCUCUGCAAUUUUUUGUUAUAAUGCAUUCAAUUAACAUUAACCAAACCCCCAAUUAUAUCCUAAACUGGAUAAUGAAGCUUCUCCUUUAGGGCAAUAUGUUAUCUAUCUUUCCCUACUAGGACAUAAGAUGCAUUAGUAUGCUAACUUCUUUAUUUGCCUACAAUAACACCAACAUAAAACCAAUGAAAUCCCCUUACAUAUCAGAUCCCCACACUGCAGUUAAACCCUCCGCAUUUUCCAUUUUUCCAUUCCGUCUCCAACUUCCUCAUCCCAUGUCACCUCAUGUGGUGUCCCCUGUUUGGUGCUGCUUUGUCUCACUGAAUAAUCUCCCACUCAUUGCUUACAAUAACUCAAAUAUUCCUCAUAAAUCCUCUGUUUAGAAUGCUAGUCAUUUACUAGCAACUUUUAUUAUUAUAAUUAUUAUUAUUUAGUAACCUCCAACCUAGCGUUUAACGAGUAAAUGAAUCAUAAACGUGAAUUUGGCAUAGGAACUUCAGCAUAUAGAAACUACAGAUAAUGGAAAAAACAUAUUUAUAUAUAUAUAUAAUGAUCCCUUGGAAAUAAUAAUGUUUCAUCUGGGACUUAACCUAGGACAUGUGAUGGUCACUGCUUGAAAGUUUGUUUGGAACACUAUUGUGCAGUCAUUCAGAAUAUUUUUAUAAAUAUAAUGUGAGCUGCCCUUUCUCCUCACAGAUCAGCGAUCACUAUCUUCCCCCAAAGGACAGACGGAAAGCAUGAUUUCAGGGUCUGGAAUGCUCAACUUAUUCGUUAUGCAGGAUACAAACAGGCUGAUGGCUCGGUGUUGGGAGAUCCUGCAAAUGUGGAAUUAACAGAGGUAACCUCUUGCUAGCUAGUAACACUUCUUCAGGGAUCUGUGCAUGCGUGAAUGAGUCCUUAGACCGAUAGACAGCAUGGGUCAAUAAAUAUGGAAUUCACAGCAGAACUCUCUCAGAAAUAUUGGUGAUGAAACAUUUUUUUUCUUCUUGUAGAUUUGCAUUCAGCAAGGUUGGAAAGCACCACGAGGUCGCUUUGAUGUCCUUCCACUUGUACUUCAAGCGGAUGGCAAUGAUCCUGAGCUGUUCGAGAUCCCCCCUGAGAUGAUUAUGGAAGUCCAGAUCAGGCAUCCAAAGUAAGAUUUUUAAGAGUCGAAGAGAUUGCUGUGUAGUGGUGCUUUGAUACCGUGUUUUCUGGAAUACAUUGAAACAACUGAUGUCUUACAUGUUCAAAAUAAAAUAAGUCACUUUAGCAAAUGAGUCUAGUUUAUAUGAGCAUGUGGGAUUCUGCCCCUACCCUCACAGUUUUUGUUGCAAAUAAAAAAAAAAUCACAUUUAUUGGCUUUGUAACGACUACUGAUAAGUGUGUGUUAGAGAAAACAUGUCUGUCAUGACUGUAUCUGCAGUUUCCAUUCUCCUCAGCUGGUUUUGAAAAUGGCAUGGAAUCUUAUGGGGUUAAGUGUGUAUAGCCCAACAAGUCUGGGAUGGCAGCACCCCUCUUCAAACUUUACAUGGAGUAACAGGAAAUAUUUUUUUUUUCAUAAAAACUACUUAACUAGUUCAAGAAAGUUGACCUGUAGACAACUCACUCUUUACUCCCACUCCACUUCCCUUGCUGGAACAGAGCACGGGCAUGUGCUCUGAACCGGCUAAAUAGUCAAAUGAAAGGCUUAACUGUGAGAUGUUUUUGAUUGGACUGCUUGCGGCCGUCGAUGACAUCAGAUGGGGGCAUUGAAAGAGCCACCAGGAGCUUGGCACUGGAGAAAGGUAAGUUAAUUUUCUUUGAAAACAAUUUUACAGCGAUCAGGAGUGAGGAAGACCUCCAGAAUAAUCCCCAUAAGGGCAUUUUUCAUUAUUUUGUAACAUAUAUUAAUAAGGGUUGGAAUAACCCUUUAAUAAUAAUUAUAUAUUUAUCUGGGUAUCUAAAACUGAUUUUGUGUAAUUAUAACUGACCACUCAUCAGUUCUUGGGAUUGUCAGGAUGCUCUUAUUACGGCCGAAUAUGUUCUCAAUGCGGCAGAAGUACCAUUUUGUAUCACAUUUGAAAUUUCCCCAUUUCUGUUUUACUUUCAGAUUUGAAUGGUUUAAGGACUUGGAAUUGAAGUGGUACGGAUUGCCUGCAGUAGCCAAUUUGCUCUUAGAGAUUGGAGGCUUGGAGUUCAGUGCUUGUCCUUUCAGUGGAUGGUACAUGGGGACUGAAAUAGGUGUUCGAGAUUACUGUGACAACUCUCGUUAUAACAUUCUGGAGGUACUGUGGCCUGGUAAAGAGCUCCUCCUUUUGGCAGGAAUGGAUUACUGCAUAAUAAAUAAAAUCAUAUCUGUUUAACUAUGCUGUCAUAAACUCCCAAGUUCCCAGGAGUGUUAGAAAACUUACAUUAAAAUAAAUAGAUAAAUAGUAGUAAAAGCAUGUGUGUGUGUGUAUAUAUAUAUAAUAUUCAUUUUUUUCCCUGCACACACACUUUCAGAUUUUCCCAAAUGCCGGGUGCAUUCCAGCCACAGCCAAAAAUAAUAGAAAAAAUAGUGAAAAAAGGCUUGCACUCACUGUCUUUUUCUUUUGUAAAAAUGUCUUUCUUUAUUCCAUUUCUUGUUAAAACAUAAUCAUAGUCAUAAUCAAUGUUUCAGCCAUCGUCCGUGGCUUUCAUCAGGAUCAGUUCAGCAAAAAGUGCAUUUUUAUAUGCAUUUUGAUAAUGCUGACAAGUAGGCAGGUUUCCGUUUCAAAAUGAAUUGUUUCUUCCUGUUAAUCUUUUUUUCUCCUUCUGUGGGUUAUUAACUAAACUCCAAAUUUUUAAGAAUUCAUUUUGAAUGACAAAACUGAUGUAAAAAUAGCUGGAAAAAUUCUACAAAUCAACUUAUGCUGACAACAUGGCUAUUUUUCCCCAGUUUUGCCAUUCACAAUUAAUUAUUGAACAUUUAGAGUGUUAUUCGUUUAGCGAAUAACCCUGUUUAUCUAACUUUAUCUAAGGAGGCUGCUUUGCACACACCAUCUAAAAUAAACACAGUCUCCUAAAUUAGGUUUGAAAAUUAGAACUUUUUUUAGGAAGUAUGUAAGGGUACUGCGUGUCACCCCAGUGGAGGUUUGAUUAGAGCUGUAGGAAUAAAGGGAUUGCACUCCUAAAUGGCAGAGAAUUGAGCAGUGAGACUGCAGGGGCAUGAGCUAUACACAAGAAAUGCUUUAUAAAGAAGAGUUAUUUUGCAGCUUUAAUAGAAUGAUUGUUUAUUAAAGAAAUAAAUAAUAAUUAUCCUGCAAAUAUUAAAAAGUCAAUGCACAGUUUGUCAACAGCAAACAUCCCACAAUAUCACUGUGAGAAUAAGUAUCUUCUUCCAGACCUAGAAUAUUAAAUGAUUUUCCAAUCACUCACAAAUACUAUUAAAAUAAGUGUAAGAUAACAGACAAUUCAGGAAUUUGUAGAACGAUAAAAUUUUAAAAGAUACCUGUUUGCUUCUAGUGCGAAAAUGCAUUUUAACAUCAAAAUCUACUUCAAACGCCCAACAAUUCCAACAUUCCAGAUUAACAUAUCUUCCAUCUCUUGACAGUAUGUGAGUUAGUGCUUUAAUUUAUCAAUGAUUCCCUGGGCCGAACUCUUACACCAACAUCCUUGGUUUGCGAUGUCUGGCGGAAAUUUGACUUUCAAUAGGUCUUUUGUUGUGGGUGAAAAAUACAAUUUCUCCUGAUCAGAAGACUCAUGGAUCUAGGAUGCAAUGAAUCUAUGUGUCUGAGUGUAAUAUUAUAAUAUUAUUUUUUACAAUUUCUAGGAAGUGGCCCAGAAAAUGAACCUGGACACAAGAAAAAUGUCUUCACUGUGGAAAGACCAAGCUUUGGUGGAAAUCAACAUCGCAGUCCUCUACAGUUUCCAGGUACGAAUGGAAAUAACUAUUGGAAUUAAAUAGCUCAAGAGCACAGGCAAUAUUACAGAAUAAUUCACUUUACUCUCCAUUAACCUGAGCAACUAGCAAAGCUGUUACUGAUGUCAGGGCAUGACUGAAAUCACAUCUCUACUUUGUGAAUAUGGACUAGAGAUUCUCCUGGAAUGUUUCAGUGAGUGUCCUGAUUUCUGAAAGGAAAGGCAAACCUGAAUGUUAUCAGCAUUGAGAGUUUAUAUGAUACGCCAUAUGCUAGUUGGGCUUCUACAGUUUUUCAUUUCUUUUUUACAGAUCUGUUAAUGCAAUAGACAAGUGGUUAUCUGUGUAAUUAAAUGUAUUUUUUUAUAUAUAAAAUGAUACAUUACAAAUUCUAUGUUAAUUAAUCUUAAAGAGAUGUGAUCACUGAUUGUCUUUUGCUCUCUUGUUCCAGAGUGAUAAAGUUACAAUUGUUGAUCACCACUCUGCAACAGAAUCGUUUAUCAAACACAUGGAAAAUGAGUAUCGCUGUCGAGGGGGUUGUCCAGCUGACUGGGUUUGGAUUGUACCACCAAUGUCUGGGAGCAUUACCCCUGUAUUCCACCAGGAGAUGAUUAAUUACCGUCUAACCCCAUCUUUCGAAUAUCAGGUAUUGUAUUUUCCCACUAAAACAUCAAUGGCUGCUUAAAUCUUGUUGUAGAAAUCCCAAUAUUCAGUCAGUUUGCUUUCACUCAGAAUGUAGCUUUCAAAACAUGAAAACAAUCUUGUAUUGACAGAUACAAUGCUCCUAGCAUUUAUAGUAGCCAACACUAUAAAAUACUGUAAUCAAAGAGUACAGAGAAUGCCAAAGGAAUGCAUUAUAGAUCAUUUACUAAACACAAUUCAAUUAUUUUUAAAAAUAUAUAUUAAAUGAGAUAGUUUAUAACUUAGCUCAUCGUGGAAUUGUUUGCUCUUUAGACGAUUGGCCAGUAAUUAAAAUAUAAUUCAAAUAUAAUUUACUACUCACAGACAUAAGCAGUUCAUCUUUGCCUAAAGUGUACUGAUGGGAGCCCUCUUGAGGAUAAUUUAGUGUUCAUCAAGAUUAAUAGAAAGAAUUUAUAACACACAAAGAAAUACACACAAGACUUAUAGCAAUGGUUCUGGAAUUUGACAGCAGUUUCCCAUCAAUGAACUCAAAUCAGUUUGCUGUGCUGCUUAAAUAAAGCUGUGUUAAGUCCAAAAGUAAUUAAUAAGGCCAGCUCUGCUGAUCGCUGUUCAAUAAACCAGGGUAUCCUUGGUAUGGGAAAAGCAUUUCAUCUAAUAAUACUGAACAAGAUAUAAAACUAGAAAUUAUUUUUAAAAUUUAAUAAAACAAAAGUCAUUGCAUUUGUAGUUUAUUUUAUUUUCCAUGCACAAUUAAUAUCAGUAGCUACAUAACAAUUUUAAUUUGUUUUCAUUAGGUAUUUAUCCUUUAUCUAGAUAUUUUUGUUCUCGAAAGUAAUGUUUUAAUGUAUUUGAUAUGUUAGCAUGCAUGGACUGCAAAUUAUUUAAUGACAAAAGACAAAGAUCUUUGCUGAUCCUUGUUCAAACUCGUUUUCCUGGCACUAUAGUGCCCUGAGGGUGCCCCCACCUCGGCGCUGGGGACUCUCCUCCUCCUUCGGUCGUCAUUGGCUGAAUACGAAUGCACGGCAAGAGCCACGCGUGCAUUUAGCCAGUCCAUAGGAAAGCAUUCUCAAUGCUUUCCUAUGGACGCUGGCAUCUUCUCACUGUGAAAAUCACAGUGAGAAUCGCGGAAGCGCCUCUAGCGACUGUCAAUGAGACAGCCACUAGAGGCUGGAUUAACCCAUAUGUAAACAUAGCAGUUUCUCUGAAACUGCUAUGUUUACAGCAGGCAGGGUUAACCCUAGAGGGACCUGGCACCCUGACCACUUCAUUAAGCUGAAUUGGUCUGGGUGCCUAUAGUGGUCCUUUAACCAGUGGACAAAAAUGUUUUUACAUUUUACAAUUAAUGGAAUACAAGGAUGCAACAUCAAUUAAUUUUCUUUGCAAGUUAUUAAAACCAUGAGAAAAGGUUAUACAAAAAAGUUGUGGUAAAGGUUCAUACCUCACUGCCCCAUUUUAUAUCCAUUAUUGGUAAUAUUGGUAUUGAGCUAAAUUUUCUGAAUUACAAAUUGUAUCACCUAUGUUUGCUUUCUUAUCUAACACUAUUAGCCAGACCCGUGGAAUACCCACAUAUGGAAAGGUGUUAACGGGACACCAACCAAGAAGAGAGCUAUUGGAUUUAAAAAGCUGGCCAAGUAAGUGUUACAUUUCAGUAAAUAUUUCAAUUACUAAACUCUUGAAAACAUUCAAAUAGAAAGGAGACCGAUUUUGAUGUGCUACAACGUACGUAAUACUUUUACAGUUAUGAGCUAGAGAGUUUCUUUCAUAUGCAGUUUGUUUUCUCCAUCAGAUGAAGUUUAGCAGGCUUGUUUUUUUUUGUGCAGCUGAUGAUUGUUUCAUGAGGAUAUUUUGUAUUUUGUUUCCACAGAGCAGUAAAGUUUUCAGCCAAGUUAAUGGGACAAGCAAUGGCUAAAAGAGUUAAGGCCACAAUUCUCUAUGCCACGGAAACUGGAAAGUCAGAAGUCUAUGCAAAAACAUUAUGUGAAAUUUUCAAGCAUGCAUUUGAUGCCAAGGUACGAGGGAAUAUGAACUAAAUUUUAACACAGUAUCACUAAAUAUGGCUCCUGUACUCUGAUAAUUUCACAUUAUAUUCUUCUACUACCGGGUACACCUUGCCACUAGAAGUCUUUAUCCUCUAAGUCUUACAAUUUGCCAAAACACCUGCUAUAUGUUAAAUAUGAUAAGUUUGUUACUGUUAAGAACUGUCAAUAAAAUAUAUGAAAAGUUAUUUUUAUUGUGUUUUCUUGCCCACUUGUUUUUGUAAGAAACAAACUUGAAAGUACAUAGAAGCAAUUAUCUCUGAACUGUCCAAUGGAACUUACUUUUUCGUAACAACUCAGAUGUUUAUAGCAACAAUUUAUUUCUACAGACAAUGCCUAUGGAAGAGUAUGACAUUGUACACCUAGAACAUGAAACUCUUGUCUUAGUGGUUACCAGCACUUUUGGAAAUGGUGAUCCACCUGAAAAUGGAGAGGUAGGAGAAAACCACUUAACAAAAACUAUUAUGUUUGUAGUGUUUUAAAUAACCUGAAUAACCACUAGUUUUGCUGAGGAUAAAGAUUUUAGCAUAGCGAAAAUGUCACACUUGAGAAUGUGCUGAAUGCAUUUUUGGUUGCGUAUCUCUUGUGGACUAAUUUCUCCUCCUUUCAAAUCAAUCCAGCUUCUGCCCCUUGCAGUAAAUACUGCUCAUUUUCACUUGGGAUGCUUAUAGCUAAUCCAUCUAAUAAGGGCAAUGGAAUGCAUGUAAAUUGUAUUUUUCUGUUGAUUACAGAAAUUUGGAUGCGCAAUGAUGGAGAUGAGGCACCCCAAUUCUAAUUUAGAAGAGAGGACGUAAGUAAACUCUCAGAAAUUGAUAUACAUUCAGUCUGGCAAUACUUCAAAUAUAGACGCAACUCGUUGUGCAAACAGUACAUGGCAAUAUAUAGAGGGCCACAACACUGACGUUUACUAUGUUUACAAUAAAUAAAUUCUCUUACUGUUCAACUACCUUAUAAAUAUUAUUGGGAAAAAAAGUGCAAAGGUGCUAUGCUGAUACCCCAAGGAUGUUAUUGAACAUCAGCUCCGACAACUCAAGAACAGGCUUUGGCAUUUGGGGAAAACAUCUUGGAAAAAUUGCAGAUUGUUUGCUAGAUUUGGGGGAUUUCUUUACAUUAUCUUUAAAAUUAUAACUUUCCAUCAAAUACUUUAAGUCCACUAAAUUUUUGUGUUUCAUUUGAUGCUGAUCCUCGUAUCUGUUUGUCUUUAGGAGUUACAAGGUUCGUUUCAACAGUGUUUCCUCUUCUUCUGAUGCCAAAAAAUCCUCUGGUGAUGAGACAAGACCCAGGGACAAUUUUGGAAGUGCAGGUCCUUUAGCUAAUGUGAGGUAAAUAAAGAAAAUACAUUGUUCUGCAAUAUGGUUUAUUUCAUGCACUUUUCAAUACCUGAAGAAGAAACCAAUAGAAGUUCGAGGCUCUCUUGUCCAUAUUAUUUCCCAGUGCAGUUCUACAGAAUAGCUGUCCUCAAUUAAAACUAUUUACUAGAUGGAUCACAUACAAAUUGCAGUGUACUCGCCCAAUGGUACUGACAGGGUUAAAGGUAGUUUAAUAGUCUUUCUAUGCCAAGUCUUUCAUCUCCCUAAUACUUUAGCUAUACACUGUGCAGUGUGAUGAAGCUCAAAGCGCCAAAGCCUUGUUGUAAAAAGAUUACAUUAAUCAUCAAUCAAAAUUCAACAUUGUCCUCUAAUUUAGAAUCUAGGAUUAGUACUAGAGUUCUGUGGAAGUCAAUGACAAAUAAUGGGAAUUAAAAGGACAAUCUGUGGAAUUUAUUUACUAGUGAUUGGCAAACAGUUUUAUUUAAUUUACCAUUCACAGGUAUUAUGGUUGACAUAUGCAAUACCCCACUCAGCUCCUCUCUGAUUUUCUGUUUUGACCUACUCCUUAGAAGGACACUCUAUGCACCAGAACCACUACAGUUUAAUGAAGUGGUUCUGGAGCAAAGAGACUAUGCCUGCAGUCUCAGCAGUGUAGACGCUGUCUAUUCUGCGAUAAGGCAGUGUUUACAUUGCUUCCUAACAGCACUACUGUCUGUCACUCACUUUCUGCAUCCUUACGUUGAACAUGUAGGUGCUUAAUGAUCCCUUUAGAGAUGCAUUGAGUCCAUGACCUAGAGGCAAAACAACGAUGACUAUUAACAUACUAAUUAAUUAUACAUAUUGCCGCAGGAAACACCAAGGAUUUUAUCUUUCGUAUACUUAGAAAGCUAGAGUGCCGGACUUGGCUAUAUAUAUAUAUAUAUAUAUAUUUAUAUAUAUAUAUACAAACUUCCAAGCUCUGGCACUCUGCCCAAAAAUAUUAAAUAGUUCUAAAUGCCAAGGUGCUUCUCUGUGUAAAUAUAGAAAAAGCAAAAAAUGAGAGCACUCACUGGAUUUAACAAAAUUGCUUGUAUUUAAACAGUGAACAUACCAAUCAACGUUUCGACUGUCUCGCGGUCUUUAUCAAGAUCAAGACCGCGAGACGGUCGAAACGUUGAUUGGUAUGUUCACUGUUUAAAUACAAGCAAUUUUGUUAAAUCCAGUGAGUGCUCUCAUUUUUUGCUGUUUAUAUAUAUAUAUAUGUUGUAAAUUAUGGAAUUGUCAUUGAAUUAUCUUAUUCUAUUGUAGGUUCUCUGUGUUUGGGCUUGGAUCACGUGCAUAUCCCCAUUUCUGUGCCUUUGCCCGAGCUGUGGAUACUCUACUAGAGGAACUAGGAGGGGAACGAAUUAUGAAAAUGGGGGAAGGUGAUGAACUUUGUGGACAAGAAGAAUCUUUCAGAACUUGGGCUAAAAAAGUGUUUAAGGUAAAAUUAUGUUUGGUUAGAUUUAUUCACUAUGGUAAUGACACAAAGGCUAGAAAUAUUGUAGCACAGAUAACUGAAUUUUAGUUUAUUCAAAGGUAUGAUUCAUUAUGUGGAAAGUGGUAUUGCCAUUGCUGUACAGUAUCUUUCUAUCUAUGCACACUAAAUCACAAUUCAGUUUGUAAAAUAUAUUUAAAUUGUGUGGUUCAAGCUACAAUUAUACAGUGAUAUUAAAAGACCAGUAUUAUAAAAAGUAUGAAUUAUCAAGAAAAUUUAUGGGUUGUGCUAAUUACUUUUGUAGGGCUCGGAAUGCUGAGGAACAUUGAACAGAAGUCAAGUAGUGUAUGGAAUUAUGAAGGGAAAAUAAUUUUCUGUGAAAUAUACUAGUGCGAACAUUUCCACCUAGUUACCAGUUUUCUACAAGGGAAUUUAUUUUUGCUUAAAUGAUAAUUCUCUUAGGAUUCAAAAAUAUGACCAUAAUUCUCUUAGGAUUCAAAAAUAUGACCAAUUUAACUUUUUUUUAUCUUCUAAUUUUAAGCACCUUUUUAGUUUUCUUUUUUUCUCUCUUUGAGUUGGAUAUUUCAUGCAGAUACGACACUGCUUUCAUGGAAUCACUAAGCAAUAUUGGGUUUCUGUCACUUUGCAGGCUGCUUGUGACGUGUUUUGUGUUGGAGAUGAUGUAAAUAUUGAGAAAGCCAACAACUCGCUGAUCAGCAAUGAUCGCAGCUGGAAGAGGAGCAAGUACCGAAUCACUUUCAUGGCUGAGGCACCAGAACUAACACAAGGUAUAGAAUGUCUCUCAAACUCUUUCUUUGUACAUAUCAAUAAAUAGGUUGGCCUGGAAGCAUGAUUGGGGUAAUACAAAGAAAAACUUUUAAGCAGCAUUCAUCUGCUGGAAGGAUGAGUUGUGUGCUUCUUUUAUUAGUUGUCCAUAUAACACCACUCAGAUAGAGAGAUUAUGCCAGCAAGUGCUAUAACGGCAUUUGGUUUUUGACUGGGCCUUUGUUUGGGCAUUACUUUCAUUUGCUAGAUUUAACAUGCUGAAAUGUUAAACCAUCUUGCACUUCUCUGUCCUAUUGUUAUCUCUAUUGUGUAGCAAAGCACGUGAUCAUUACUCUGUAUAGGUUUUUUAAACAUAUCUCUUUUCUAACAGCUCUCUACAGUAUUCACAGAAAGAAAGUAUAUGGAGCACGUAUGUUGUGUCGACAAAACUUACAAAGUUCAAAAUCCAGGUACAGCAUUGGUGGAAUAUUCUUUACUAGUGAUGUGCCAACCAUUUAAUGAAAAGACCCUUUAUCAAUAAAAAACGCAAUUUAUGGUUUAGAAAACAUGGGAUGUGUUUUUACAUAUGUUCAUUUCUUGAACUGGAAUUCAGGAAAAUAUAAAAAUAAAAGACAUUUGUUUUAUGGGACAGUAGGCCAUAUUUCUUAAGACUAGAAAUUCUACAAACUAUGAAGCUUUGCCUAGCACAGUAUAUUCCUACAACAACUCAAGUUGUUGUUGCUGGCCCUCUUCUGACAAUUAUCAAUGCCAUGCUAUAACUCCAAUACUGUUUUCUUCGUGUGCCUCAUGCUUUCAAUUAAAACAUAAAUAACCAUUAUGAAAACUGAUGCAAUGGUCCAUUUUCUCUCAUUUUCAAAUGUUUUAGGCACCCUGCAGGAUUAAUGGGAAAGAUUCUAAAAAUAUAGAUGAAAGAAAUGUGGGCAUUAUAUUAAAAGUGAACCAAUCACCAUGGAAACUUAGGUUUUCGUGGUAAUAGCUUCACUUUUACAACAUUCUUACACUUUUCCAUUAGCAUUUUUUAUUAUUCUCCACCAAUCUUUCCUUUCUUGACUAAACUAUACCUUCCCAUUGUGAAUUAUAUGAGUUGUUAGGAGAAAAUGCACAGGGCAUUUUGUCAAAAUCAGAAUUUUUGGGAACUCUUUGAAACCUCAAAUAUUUCAAGGAAAAUGCUGUCACUAGUUUUACCAUUGCCAUGGAUAGACGUGUUGUCUGAAGUAAACUUCUUUUUAUUCCACAGUCGUUCCACCAUAUUCCUUCGGCUUCACACUAAUGGCCACAAAGAGCUAAAGUACAAGCCAGGAGACCACUUGGGAGUGUUUGCUGGAAACCAUGAAGAACUAGUCAAUGCCUUGAUUGAACGACUGGAAGAUGCACCUCCAGUCAAUCAGCUAGUGAGGGUAGAAAUGCUGGAAGAAAGGAAUACUGCCUUAGGUAUAAAAAAUAAUCUUUGACACAGUACUCAUGUAGGUUUAUAGUGAAAUUAAUAGUUAUGUUUUACAGUGUCCACAGGCAUAUGUCCAUUGAAUGGGAAGGGUAAAAUAUAACCUAAGAAAUUUGAAAAUAAUAUGAAAAUAAACAGGUAUAAUACAAAUUUUAAGGACAUAUUUAACCCCUUAAGGACACAUGACAUGUGUGACAUGUCAUGAUUCCCUUUUAUUCCAGAAGUUUGGCCCUUAAGGGGCUAAAGGGACAGUAUAGGCACCAGAACAACUACAGCUUAAGGUAAUUGUUUUAGUGAGUAUAAUAGUUCCCUUCAGGCUUUUUUCAUGCAAACACUGCCUUUUCAGAUAAAAAGGCAGUGUUUACAUUGCCUCAAGGGACACCUCCAAGUGGCCACUCCUUAGAUCGCCACUCUCCAGUGCUUCCUGGCUCAGUGCUGCUAAAAAAGCAGCCCUGACGUUCAGCUCUGCAUGGAGACACAGAAUUUUCCUCAUAUGAGGAGGUCCUGAUUGACCAAAAUGGCAUUUGGCCCCGCCCCAUGCCGAUUUUAGCCAUUUUGAUGAUGUCACCAAAGGGGCGGUGCCAGCACCAGCAGAGCCAGCACCGGCGGACCCGUGCAGCGUUGGAAAUAAGGUGAGUUUUAAACUUUAAUAGGUUGGCUAAGGGAGGGUAAGCCACCUUAUUAGUGGGUUAAAUACUAUAGGGUCAGGGAUACAUGUUUGUGUUCCUGACCCUAUAGUGUUCCUUUAACUACUGAUACUACCAAGUCUUCUCAAGCUCAUGUUGACUAUACCAUAUAUUUACUGUAUGUUGACUGUAUAUAUAAAAUAGUUUGAUUGAGACAUCUCAGUAGAUGUUUUUACCUUCACUGACAUAUAGAUAUCCAGUAUCCUUCCUAGUAUAACACUUAGUGGUAAGUCAAUAUAACAAUGACUAAAACAUUCUUGAAAAUCGUAACAUUUCAUUACAUGAAAAAAAAUUAUUCCAUCCAGAGAUUCUAAUAAUAUGGAAGAGUUACACUGGAACACCUUCACUUAUGGUCUAAAUGCUUCCUUCUAGUAGCCAUUUUCAAUGUCUACUAAACCACAAAAAGCUCUCGAAAAUUUCCACCAGUUGGCCAACUAAUUCUCAGCUAUGCCCUGUGAUGUCAGCAUUGAAGAAAUAAUAAGCUUUCAAAGCCCCCAGACAAGUGGACAUAAAAGGAGAGAGCUUUACACUGCUGAAAUGCAAUGGUAGAUAUAGGGAAAUGAUACAGGACAAUUAACUUUAUGAAUAGUUAUUCUAUUGUCAAAUGGAAAACAUGUCCAUAUUGUAACUUACUAAGAUGUUAUAAUAUUCCAUAUACUUUUUAUACUUUUUGUGCAGGUGUAAUCAGUAAUUGGACAGAGGAGGAGCGGAUCCCACCAUGCACCAUAUUCCAAGCCUUUAAGUAUUUUCUAGAUAUCACCACCCCUCCUACCCCAAUCCUAUUGCAGCAGAUUACACUGCUUGCAACCAAUGAGAAGGAGAGAGAACAACUGGAGAUCCUGAGCAAGGUGGGAAAAUUUAUACAUUUAAGCACAUAUAUAACGAGCUUCCAGGGUAAAAACACUAUAGAAUUUUUCUAUUGGUUGUUACGGUGAUUGUCCUAUGUAUCAACAAUACUUAUCCAGUUCUAUCUGUUUUAUUUACAAAUUGUUAUUUUAAUGUUAUCUUACCAUGACUUCUAUUAAAUAGAAUUAAUGUUUGGUUUGUAGCCUCAUUCCCACCAUGCUUUAUCCACUAUACCUAAAAACUAAUAAAAUAUUUGGGAAAAAUACCGAGAUUAAGCUCUUAAAUUCAAGGUGAAUUCAAUGUGCAUGUAACAUUUAAGGACAAAAUAGCCAAAUGGAAAAGGUUUCAGUGCGACUAUUUUGAAUUUAAAUUUGAAAUUCACUUUGAAUUCACCCUGGUUGAAGUACAGAAGAUGAGAAACAAUAAUUUUUAAAAAGCUUAUACCAAAAACGUACUAAACUAUAGCGCAUAUCUGAACAUUGAAAGGGUGUAAUAAAGUAUUUUAGACACAAGUCAUACUAUUAAUCCAUUAAAGAAUUCUACAUGGAUGCUUGUCUAAAGAAACAUGUAGUAGAUGAACUACAACUAAUACAUAACAUGUUAAUUGUAGAUGUGUAAGAAGACAAUUCAAUGUAAAAAACAAUGGUAUACUUAAUAACAAAUGGACAAUGGCUGAUGAAUAGAUUAGCAGACAGAUAGCUUGGUUUUACAAAGAUUCUUAGCAGAAAUAAUGUUGAUUCUUAUCCUGAUCUUUGUAUUUUGUUUCCUUGCUACUCAGGGUUUGCAGGAGUAUGAACAGUGGAAAUGGUAUAAAAACCCAACUAUUGUAGAAGUUCUUCAGGAAUUUCCCUCUAUUCAGAUGCCAUCAUCUCUGCUGCUUACACAGCUACCCCUACUUCAGCCCCGUUACUACUCCAUCAGCUCCUCUCCCGAGAUGUAUCCUGAUGAGGUUCAUCUUACAGUUGCUGUUGUGACUUACAAAACAAAAGGUAGCCCACAAAAACAUUUAAUGAACUUUAAUUUACAUAUCUUAGAGCUGUCUGCAAUGUAUAGCUGGGGACUGCAAGGUCAAUCCUUUAGCUGAGACUUAUUUAUUAAAAGAGUAGGAUUAAACAGUCCUGCUUCUAAAGUUAGUUGUCAUUCAUAUUGAAAAAUCUACAGAAGGUGUUUCAUCAGACAUUUACUGGAGUUUAUGGUGAGAAAUAAAAGUGACAAAAAAUCAAUUCAAUGUAAAACCAUUGACAUUAAGGUGUUCCUGAUCAUUACAGUUACAUUAUAAUAGUUCUGUAUACAUAGGAGCUCCACACUAUUAUAGGACUUAAACCUUAACACCAAAAAUAACUAUUCUAAUCUAAAGUUUUUCACAACAAAGUCUUAAUCUCAGUUCUAGCCCUAAUUACCUUAUAACCCUAAACCUAUAGGAAUAAUUCCCCCAUGUUUAGUUGGACUUUGGGUGGAAGCUUUUUCAGCUGAAGUACAUUGGCAGAUGUUGCUCACAAAUGUAACGCCCAAGAUCGCAAAAAACUGUUGUGCAUGGUGCUUCUUUAUGGGAAAAAAUAAAAUAGAUAAUGUAACCAUUUGCCGUAGGACAGAAAACAUGACCUGCCCAUUGAAGUAUAUAUGCAUAUAUAAGGAAAUAAUAUUAAAGUUCAAAGUACAGACCAAUAUUGUCGUGAUUAUCAUGACUACAUCACGUUGCCUUCGUAAAAGAUUUUAAUGCCCUAUUAUUUUCCUUGUGCCAGAUGGAAAUGGUCCAAUCCAUCAUGGUGUAUGCUCAUCUUGGCUAAACAGGAUACAGACAGAUGAAGUGGUGCCAUGUUUUGUUAGAGGGUAAGUGAACCCUGGAUAUAUCGUGCCCAAAUAUACAUUUUAAUUAAUAUUACUUAUGUUCCUGCUUAUUCUUUCUGGGACUAUUAGCAAUCAAAGUCUUCCCCAUGGUCCAGUUACUCAGUAGAGGAUUAUAAAUUUGCUUUGAUAUAUUUUGAAAUGCCAGCCUACAUAUGGUUUAUUUAAAAUCCCUAUUUUUGGUUGCCAGAGUAACCACAGUUGCUGGAGUUUCACAGAAAAAUAGGUAGAAUUCUAUUUAUAAGUCUAAAAGUGCUUGUGUUUUUAAAGUUCCCAGCCAGUUUGAGACAGUAAAUUAUAUACAGAUGAAGGGUUAAGAUGUGUAGGUUUAUGGCAAGAGGCACCUAUUAAUGGAACUACACCUCAAAACUGCCCGCAAUGAAGGACUUUACACUAAGACCGUAUGUAAUGUAGAAAGUAAAUGUAUUUGAUCAUGGCAGACUAGCUUGACAAAAAAAUGUCCUUUAGAACCAGAUUAUAUAUUGUUCAUUCAUUUCGUAAAAAGCAUGUUACAUCAAUAACAUACUGCCUAACGCAUUUCGCACUGACAAAGUACUUCCUUAUAGGCUAUUGUAAAGGUAGAAACUUACUAUCAUUUGUAUUUGUGUCCACAUUGAGUGUUUACUGUAUGUUGUAAGCUAAAAUUAAGCACAAGAAAAAGAUGAUUACUUAAUUGUAAUCUAUUGUGAUGGUUUCUUUUUACACAUUUGUAGCUGUUGGCCAUUCACUUCUAGUGGGUUAUGAGACCCUGCUGUCUUUCCUGAUGUUAAUAAGAAAUAAAUGGCCAUAGGAACCCUAUAUUAGCAGUUUGCAUUAGUAUAUGUGUUUGCAGUUUCAUUUGCAUACACCUUGCACAUCUUACACGUAUAUAUGUUGCAUUAUCAAAACAUGGCUUUGAAUUUUUAAAUUUCGUUUCCAGAGCCCCGACUUUCCAGAUGCCACAGGAUCAGCAUGUACCCUCCAUCUUGAUUGGACCAGGAACUGGCAUUGCUCCAUUUAGAAGCUUCUGGCAGCAACGUCUUUAUGAUAUGCAACACAAAGGUAAAGCCAUAAAGAUUCUACUUUAUGUUAUUGUGGAACUAAUGUCAGAGCAAACUACAAACUAGAAAGACUAUGCAGUAUAGAACUUCAUUACAACUCAAGUAAUGUUCAUUUGUUGGCUCUUGAGAUUUAGAACGAUCUUCCUUACAGUACUUUUGAUAGAUGGUAAAGGUACUUUCUCUGUGUGAAUCAUAUAGAAUGCUGAACUGUUGGAAUGACACUUCAAUGUAUCUUUUAGGGCUGAAACCUUGUCCAAUGAUCCUGGUAUUUGGGUGCCGGGAAUCCAAAAUUGACCACAUCUACAAAGAGGAGGCCAUGCUAGCCAAGAACAAGGGGGUGUUUAAAGAAUUGUAUACAGCAUAUUCCCGAGAACCCAAUAAGCCAAAGGUAACUAAUGCAGAAUAUAAAAUGACAAUAAACAAAAAUACUAUUCAAAAAAAUCCAUGAAGAUUGACAAUUUCAAGAAAUAAUCAUUACCACAUGUACUAGAGGUCUAGCUUGCAGAAAUGUAAUGGUGACACUGUCUAGUCAAGAAAAUUCCAUGUAUACAUUGUACUAGUUAGAUUGCUGAAAUACCUAAACUAUAUUUCAAUUUAAAAUGUAUGUAUUUAUUUAGUUAUAAAAUAUUUUACCAGUAUGUCCUGGGUCCACAAAACAUUGCACUGUUACAAUAGGAUACAAUAUUACAAAAAUACAAUAUAAAAACAAUAUAUAUAUAUAUAUAUAUACACACACAUAUAUAGAUUUAAUACAUUACAGGCAAUAUAUAUAUUCAACCAUGACAGGUGCAUUCUAUGCUAAGGUAUAUUGCCAUAGAUCUCUUAAAAGCUUUUAGAUUAAAUGUAAAUUUGACUGUGUGUCUGAGGUUAUUCCAUAAUUGCGGUGGUCUGUAGGAAAAUGAGGACCGAGCCAAUUUAUUUUUGUAUUGAGGUAUGCGAAAUAUCGUGCUAGUACUGGAUUGGAGGUUAUAGGAGGUGGGAACAGCUGGGGAGAGCAUUCUACUCAGGUAGGGUGGGAGCUUCCCAGAAAUGCUCUUAAGCACAAGGCUGGAGAGAUGAAGAGUACUUUGGGAUUCCAGCGAUAGCCAGUUUAGCUCUUUUAACAUGUCAAAGUGGUGGGUAAAGUAAUUACAUUCUAGUACAAAGCAGCAGAAUGAAUUAUAUAAAGUAUUAAGUUUAUUAAGGUGGCUUUGCAGAGCGGGUGUCUACACUACAUCCCCAUAAUCAAUGACCGGCAUUAAAGGACCACUCUAGGCACCCAGACCACUUCAGCUUAAUGAAGUGGUCUGGGUGCCAGGUCCUUCUAGGGUUAACCCAUUCUUUUAUAAACAUAGCAGUUUCAGAGAAACUGCUAUGUUUAUGAAUGGGUUAAGCCUUCCCUAUCUCUAGUGGCUGUCUCAUUGACAGCCACUAGAGGCGCUGCGGCUUCUCACUGUGAUUUUCACAGUGAGAGCACGCAAGCGUCAUAGGAAAGCAUUGUAAAUGCUUUCUAUCCGACGGGAAGCGCAGCUCUUGCGCUGCGCAUUCAGCCCAGGAGGAGGAUCGGAGGAGGAGAGCUCUCCGCCCAGCGCUGGAAAAAGGUAAGUUUUAACCCCUUUCCCCCUUCCAGAGCCGGGCGGGAGGGGGUCCCUGAGGGUGGGGGCACCCUCAGGGCACUAUAGUGCCAGGAAAACGAGUAUGUUUUCCUGGCACUAUAGUGGUCCUUUAACAUUUGUUGCACUAACUGUUUCCUUACUGUAGGGCUUAGGCAGGAUUUGUUUCUGUACAGGGCACCUAGUUUUGGGUAAAGUUUUGAAGAGAUUUUUUUCAAGGCCAAAGGAUAGAUUGGGGUCUAGCAACAUACCUAGAUAUUUAAAAGAGCAGAUAGCUGUCAGUGUGCUAUUUGAAUUUGUUCUGAUACACAGUUGGUGAUUUUGUAGUUUACGUAAUUUAGGUAUAGUUCCGAAGAUCAUUGUAACAGUUUUGUAUGUGUUUAGGAAGAGUUUGUUAUCUGCUAUUCUCUUUUCUACCUCUGUGAAUUGGUUUUGGAGCACAGCCUCAAGCUACGGUAGCUUGGGUUUACUAGCGUAGAUUACAGUGUCAUCUGCAUAAAUGUGUACAGUUGAGGAUUUGCAGACGUUAGGCAGAUCAUUUAUAAAUAAUUGAUAAACCUUCUAGUAUUGCAUAGGUUGUUAGGUUUCCUAUUUGUGCACCCUAUUCUCAUCUACCUUUAUUCACAAUCAGCGCUCCACUACCUACACCUUUUCUACAUUUAUAAAUAAUGUGAAUAACAGGGGGGCAAGUAUGGAGCCUUGGGGAACACCACACGUGACUGGAAAAGGGAGGGAAGCGCUAUCAGAAAUGGCCACAUUUUGCAAUCGGUCUGAAACAUAUGAUCGAAACCAGGUUAGCGGAUGAUCACCAAUGCCUGAGUUUUUACGUUUUUGCAAAAGAAUGCCAUGGUCUACUGUGUCAAAUGCCUUGGCAAAAUCAAGGAAAAUAGCUCCAGUUAGGGCUCCUUGUUACAUGCCAAUUUGGAUGUCAUUGAUUUUGACAUUGAAUUUCUCUAUAUGAGGAUUUUGAAGAUUUGGCAGAGCCUGAUCUUUAUUUGUGGUCUGAAACUGAGUGUCAUUUGUUAUCUUAGCAACCAGGGUGGUGACACAUUCAACAAAAUAAUUCUGAAAGGUAUUUGCUACAUCUAUGGGGUGUUGCGGUGUUUGGUUGUCCAUUUUGACAGUGGAUGGUUGGGAGUGGAUUGUGGGUGUUUGUAUGCUAUUUAUGAUUUUCCCAAAGUUUCUUAGGUUUGAUAGGUUGUUGUUCCAAUUUUCACUGAAAUAUUGGGCCUUUGCCAUUUUUGUUUGUUUUGUGCAUACAUGUCACCAUUGUCUGUAAAUACAGUGAUCGUUCAUGGAGCCAGUAUGCUUGAACUUUGACCACAGUGAAUCUCUCAACUGGUACAUUUGAAUGAGGUCAAAAUGUGUGGGUAUGUUUAAAUAUAUAAUCCAUAAAAUAUGCAGGAAAUAUGCAGGCAGUCUCCAGGAAGUGUACAGGUCAAAAAUAAACUAAUCGGCAGCUUAUUGCUGCCACCACCAAGGUGUCUUCCAUAGUGGAUGCAAGUGCAUGGUCUGAUACCACCACCAAGUGAUGACAACAGCAUGCUGAAAAGCCUCCAUCAGCAUGUGAUUAAUGUCGUUUUACCUCUAUGUAUAAAAUAAAAUAGUGAAAACAAAAAUAUGAAUAUUUUAAAAAUAUGCUAGCAAUUAUUGUUACAUAGUUAUUAAGCGACACUAUAUUAAAAUGCUUCUUGAUUUCAAUUCCUUUUUAUUUAUUUAUUUACUAACCUUAUUUAUUUACUGUCUGUUUCUGCUUUGAACAAACUCCUGAAGUUUAGGAAAUAUACUCAGUACAAGACAAUCACAAUAAAUAUUCUUCCUGUUGCAUAACCGACAGUCCAUGAUUUAAAUAUAUCCUUGUCAGAGUGAACAAAAAGUCCAUACCUCUGGCAUAGAUUCAAUUGAUUUAUUUGAUUGUAAAUAGUCCUCAGUGGCCUGUCGGCGGCCCUUGAGGGACUCUCUUAAGAAUUAAUGGUUUGAUUAGUGGCAGAGACAAAUUUAACAAGACAUGUACUUAGAGCAUAUCUUGACUACUGUUAACAUGAGUGAUUCUGUGUGGUCCUCAGUCAUUGCAGCUGGGAUCUUACUACAUUCACUGACUGACUGAAUAUGGAACAUAGUGGCUAAUGCCCUAGGAUAUUUAUACCUUUCAUUUAUGGUUCAUGUGAAUGAUGUGUGCAUGUAAAAUGGGAAAUUAUUAUGAAAUAAAACUACAUAUGCCUUUAACAAUGACCAUCUAUACUUGCAGAUAUGGAGGGAGCUUUAGUAUAAAAAUUAAAAUGUACAAAACCUUGGCCAAAGACAGUCAAGUUCAUGAAUGUGAAAAACAAAAAAAUAUAUAAUGCAGAUUUGUAGCAAUUUUGACAAGGAGCAGCACCUUUCUGACCCAAGGCUAGAAGUCAAACCAUUCAAAAAUGGUUUGACUCCUUACAAUGGGGACAACGAGGUCAGUAACCACUAAAGUGAAAUAGUUAUGGUACCUGAAGUGUUCCUUUAACUUUUUAGCACUGAUGAGCAUAUUGAUUAAGAAGUGUUUUAUGGGCACAGCAAAGGUUUUUGGGAGAUGUAGUUCAGUAGUACGCUUUCAAGAAAGUGAACAACAAUAAAUCAAAUUCAUGACACCAUGUACCAUAAUUGAGAGAGAGGGGUAAAACAAAUGAGUUAUGGAGCAAAACUGUUUUUUCAGACAAUACAUUUAAUAUGUUGCCUGCCUAGGGUGCCUUCUGAUUAUAAUCAGAAGAUAAAUGCUGAGGACAUAUGAGAGUGACAAGCUUUCUCUCCCACGGGUCCUAGGCUAAUGUUUACAGCUAUCUAAUGGGAGUGAUUAAGUGAUUAAAGGCUCGGGCUUCAUAGGGUGACAGUACCAAUAAUUACUCUUAAGGAAAUGUUUAUUGUGCCACUAUAUAAUGAAUAUAUUUAUAUAAAUGUCUCUCCAAAGCAGAGGCUCCUGGUGGGUUUACUCUGUUUAUUUUGAAAUCUACUUUUAGAAUCAGGAAGCUUGCCAAAUAUUCUUCCUGUGUCAACGUGAUAAGACUGCAGUCUGUUACUAGAUGGAUUAUAUAUAGGAGAAUGGCGGGGAAGGAACAUGUUCAAUUACAUCAUUUUUCAUAGGGAACGAAUCUGUUUUGCCCCCAAAAAAAAGUUUUUUUGAGAUGCAAAACAUUUGUGACCUUUUUCGGUACUUUUGCAAUGAAUGAAUUCUACUACAAUUUCUCACUCUAUCUUUAAGUGCACCAAUAUAUAUAUAUAAUUUUUUGAUGGAGAAAUGGGGCUUUCACUCGAUACCCAAAAUGUAUAAAUAACACAAUAUUAACUGUGAUUAAAGUAUUAAAAUAAUGGCAACAAAUGAAGAGAAAAAUCACUUUUCAAACUAAAGAAAGCAAGCUUAAAAUCGAUUCUCUAAAUGGUCCUGAUUGUUAAAGGACCACUAUAGGCACCCAGACCACUUCAGCUCAAUGAAGUGGUCUGGGUGCCAGGUCUCCCUAGUUUUAACCCUGCAGCUAAAAACAUAGCAGUUUCAGAGAAACUAUGUUUACACUGCAGGAUUAAUCCAGCCUCCAGUGGCUGUCUCCCUGACAGCCACUAGAGGCCGCUUCUGCGAUUUACACGGAGUAAAUCGCACUUAUUUGAUGCUGGGCGUCCUCACGGAGUCCAGUGUCAAAAAAGAUCCCCGUAGGUAAGCCUGAGUAAUGCUUUCCUAUGGGCGGGUUUGAAUGUGUGUGCCUCUGGUCGCGUAUGCGCAUUUGGCUCCACUCGGAACCUUAUGUUGAUGGAGGAGGAGAGGUCACCAGUGCCGGGCUCCCUGGAUUAAGGUAAGCAAAUAAAUGGUUAAUAAAUUAUUUAUUUGCCGCGAAACUGGGCCCUGCUCUAUAGCGUUAGGAUUAUAUUAUUUAUUAUUUAUUCCUAACGCUAUAGUGUUCCUUUAAACUGCCUAACAUGUCUAGGAUUUCAAUUGCUUUUUAGAGGGAGCUAAAACUCUGCAAAAUAUAGAAAGUAAAUACCCAAAGUUUUUUAACUAAGAGCAUUUUGACACUUUUCAUUGCACCAUUUUUUCAUGAACCUUUAUUUUUCAAUUAUUUUACUAACCCAACACUUACAGUUGCAAGAAAAAGUAUGUGAACCCUUUGGAAUGAUAUGGAUUUCUUCACAAAUUGGUCAUAAAAUGUGAUCUGAUCAUCAUCUGAGUCACAACAAUAGACAAUCACAGUCUGCUUAAACUAAUAACACACAAAGAAUGAAAUGUUGCCAUGUUUUUAUUGAACACACCAUGUAAACAUUCACAGUGCAGGUGGAAAAGUAUGUGAACCCCUAGACUAAUGACAUCUCCAAGAGCUAAUUGGAGUGAGAUGUCAGCCAACUGGAGUCCAAUCAAUGAGAUGAGAUUGGAGGUGUUGGUUACAGCUGCCCUGCCCUAUAAAAAACACACACCAGUUUUGGGUUUGCUUUUCACAAGAAGCAUUGCCUGAUGUGAAUGAUUCCUCGCACAAAAGAACUCUCAGAAGACCUACGAUUAAGAAUUGUUGACUUGCAUAAAGCUGGAAAGGGUUAUAAAAGUAUCUCCAAAAGCCUUGCUGUUCAUCAGUCCACGGUAAGACAAAUUUCUAUAAAUGGAGAAAGUUCAGCACUGCUGCUACUCUCCCAUCUGUAAAGAUGACUGCAAGAGCACAGCGCAGACUGCUCAAUGAGGUGAAGAAGAAUAUUAGAGUGUCAGCUAAAGACUUACAAAAGUCACUGGCAAAUGCUAACAUUCCUGUUAGCGAAUCUACAAUACGUAAAACACUAAACAAGAAUGGAUUUCAUGGGAGGAUACCACUGAGGAAGCCACUGCUGUCUAAACAAAACAUUGCUGCACAUUUACAGUUUGCACAAGAGCACCUGGAUGUUCCACAGCAGUACUGGCAAAAUAUUCUGUGGCUAGAUGAAACCAAAGUUGAGUUGUUUGGAAGAAACACACAACACUAUGUGUGGCGAAAAAAAGGCACAGCACACCAACAUCAAAACCUCAUCCCAACUGUGAAGUAUGGUGGUGGGGGCAUCAUGGUUUGGGGCUGCUUUGCUGCAUCAGGGCCUGGACGGAUUGCUAUCAUCGAAAGAAAAAUGAAUUCCCAAGUUUAUCAAGACAUUUUGCAGGAGAACUUAAGGCCAUCUGUCUACCAGCUGAAGCUCAACAGAAGAUGGGUGUUGCAACAGGAUAAUGACCCAAAGCAUAGAAGUAAAUCAACAACAGAAUGGCUUAAACAGAAGAAAAUACGCCUUCUGAAGUGGCCCAGUCAGAGUCCUGACCUCAACUCGAUUGAGAUGCUGUGGCAUGACUUCAGUAAACCGAUUCACACCAGACAUCCCAAGAAUAUUGCUGAACUGAAACAGUUCUGUAAAGAGGAAUGGUCAAGAAUUACUCCUGACCGUUGUGCACGUCUGAUCUGCAACUACAGGAAGCAUUUGGUUGAAGUUAUUGCUGCCAAAGGAGGUUCAACCAGUUAUUAAAUCCAAGGGUUCACACACUUUUUCCACCUGCACUGUGAAUGUUUACAUGGUGUGUUCAAUAAAAACAUGGCAACAUUUAAUUCUUUGUGUGUUAUUAGUUUAAGCAGACUGUGAUUGUCUAUUGUUGUGACUUAGAUGAUGAUCAGAUCACAUUUUAUGACCAAUUUGUGAAGAAAUCCAUAUCAUUCCAAAGGGUUCACAUACCUUUUCUUGCAACUGUACAUCUACAUCUACAAUCUACAAGCAAUUUCUCCUGUUUUAACUAUACAUGUUUUCUUAUACCUGUCUCUCUCCACUUUAGAUUGAAAACUUGCAGCCAUGGUUUCCAAACCCUACUGGAUUAGCUGUUUGUUUCAUCUCAAACUAUGCUUUUCUUUAUCGUAUUCAACAAUGUUUCUAGAGCUACAUAGAUUGCUACACAAAUAAAAAUAUUCAUAAUGGUAUAGUGUAGUAUUCAGAUCAUUCUCUCACAUAUGGUGACAUCACAGUCUAUAUUUGCAGAAUGCUUUUGAUUUCUGUAGAACUUCAACAAAUCCUUAUUUUCAUAAUUUUAUUUGGUUAAAGAGAAAAUCUAGGCGCUAUACCCAUUCCAUCUAAUUGAAUUGGUCAUACAGCAUGGAGACCCUAGUCAUUUAAACAACUUAACACACUUACUCAUAACGCCACUGAAGUUAUGGCUAAGGUAGAGGUUACACCACCAAUGGGCAGCUAUGAUAACUUGAAAGCGGUCACCUGACACUCUCAGCCAAUUACUAUUGUCCAUUGCAACUCAUGCUAAUACUGCCUCAUUAGCCCAAGCAACAUGGAUGGGGUGGGCUGCUGAGGACUAAUCCUUAGCAUUAAAAGAUUCAAAAACAGAAUAACAGUACCAGGGGACUGCAAACACUAUAACCACUUCAACGAGAUAGUAACAGUGCCUAAAGUGUCCCUUUAAUGUAGCAACCCUUCAGAUUCAGCACUUACUAAAUACCUGACUUUAAUUUUCUUGUAGAAAUAUGUGCAGGAUGUGCUACGUGAACAGCUCUCCGAAGUAACGUACAAAGCGCUCAGAGAGCAAGGAGGACAUAUAUACGUGUGUGGUGAUGUCAAUAUGGCAGGUGAUGUUUUAAAGACCCUCCAGACCAUUGCGAAACAGUGUGGAAACCUGACAGCUGAGGAGGCCGGAGCAUUUAUCAGUAAACUGAGGGUGAGUUUUGUCUGGAGCUGUGUUACUUUAUAAAUGAGGACAGGAAAACAAUGCUGUAAUUCACUUCGUACCAAUAAAACCCAUACACUUAAAUUGUUCUUAUAAGAUAGUUUGAUCGUGUUGCAGUUUCAAUGAAAUUGUAAUGCAUGCAAUAUGAGUCUUUCACGAAGAUUCUCUUCAUGAAAAAAUGGGACCACGCCAUUUUUAAAAUCAAACUUGCCUCAUAGGGGCAUGAUUUUCAAUUUAGAUACUAUAUGUAAUUUCUCAAAUGGUACAAUUUUAGGAUAUACAUAUUUAAUUAUAAAAGGUGUACUCUUGAUCACUUCUCAAGAAACUAACUUAAUUUAUUGGAAAAAAAAACAUCACAACAUGAAAGUCACCUGUGACUUUGACCUGUGACCUGUUAAUAUGUUCUCAUAUACUGCUCUGUUUUAUUUCAAAUAUAUUUUAAAGAUUCAGCAAAUCACAAUGGAGUUCAAUCCAGGCCAGGGCACACAUUGCAAAUGAGGAGGAGAAAUAGAAACAUUGGGGUUUAUAUGUAAAACAUGCCAUGGUCUAAAAAGUGGUGCAAAGGUGUAAAAUUGGAGCAAAAUCAUCAAAAUAGAUAAGCUACCUGUAUCCAUGGUUAGCAAAUAUUCAGCAUGCCUAUGAAAUCAGUGCUUAGUAGUUCUGCCCAAACUGCAUGCAAUGACCAAGUACUGUUUUAGAGUUCCAGAGGUUUUUUUUAAUCCCAAAUAAUCAAAAGAUGAACAGUAGCAGGAAUAACCAGAAGUUAAACUCCAUGAAAUGUAUUUACCCCUUGGGGCUAUUAAAAUGCCAGCAUAUGUAGAGGAAUGUGUGACAUGUUCUUGCUGGUCACACACUAGUGUACAUGGUGAUUGCCCUAGUUUUAGAACUUUAGACUACUUUUCAGAACACACUACUUUCUAUACAUACCCCUAUUACUUAAUAUCUCCUCCGCAUCCUGUUUUGCAUGAAACCAUAGCAUACAACAAAUCUGACAAAGUCAAAGUUAAGGGUUAUCGCCUUUUUAAAAUGUGGGUUCAAAGUCGAAAACAGGAGAAAAAAGGAGGAAGCAUGCUGCACCAUUGCGACAGAGAAGGUUCCAAUAAUAAAGAGGAAAAUGCCUUCAUUAACUGCUUUUGGUCAUUGAAGUUGUCUAUAUAGCUUGGCGUUUUAUCUACCGAUGCAGUUAGCUUGUGCAUCUGCACAUUAUCAAGUUUAACAAAAAGAGUCAAAGCACCACUUCAGCUAGUGCAUUUCAUACAGCUACAGUAGUGCACAAGAGAAGUUUGUUUCCUUGUAAUAAGUAGAGUAAUAAGCAAAAAGUUCAUGAAUUUAGCUGUUUUCCUGAGGUCGGGAUGCUUGGUGUAUAUUAAUGUAACAGAGCUCGAUGUCAAUACACCCCACAAAGUGCAUAUUCAUUCGUGUCAAUAAAAUGCUUUGGAAUUAUUUCAAAAUGAUUAUUUUUUUCAGUUAAGCAAAUUAAUAAAGAAUCCAAAAUCCCUAAAACACAAAAAGAUCCCUCUACAGCUAUGUGACGUAUGGGAAGGAUAUGAUAAAUCCAAAGUUAUAAAUAGAUAAGCGGAAACAAAAAUGAAUCCAAGAAAUACAAUAAUUGAUAUAUUUUUUUAGGACCUAUAAAGAUUAUUAACCACAUCAUGAUAAAUGAUGUGCCAGGAUUCUCAUGAUAUCAUAGCAUUUGCCAAAUACAUUGUCCUGAUGGAGUUAAAUAGUUUAUAAUUAAUACAUAUAAAAAUAAAGCACACAUAUUCAGUGUUUAGUGAAAAUUCAAGAGAGUAUUUUGAUUUAACAAAACAUUUUUCCCACAUUGCAUGUUUCUUUGCAGAAGUGAAGCAAAACAAAUUUUUUUUUUUUUCAUGAUAAUUAUGUUUAAGUGUUUACUCCAAUUUCAGGAUGACAAUAGAUACCAUGAAGACAUUUUUGGAGUGACACUUCGGACAUAUGAAGUUACAAAUCGCCUCAGAUCUGAAUCUAUUGCAUUUAUUGAGGAAAGCAAGAAGGACUCUGAUGAGUAAGUUGUUGCUAAUUGGACGUCAUGCUGGAUUAUAAGCCUUUAACGACGAGGCUUGAUUAUGUAAUUAAAAGUAAAGUAAAAAUGCUCACUGAAGUGUUAUCUUAAUUACAACCUUGGGGCAACCAGUGCACAUGCCAACAUAAACCACUGUGUCUCUGUCACAUGUCCCACAGAGCUCUCCUUGUACUUGAGGUUCUUCCCCUGCAGUGGGAACAAUUUCAGUGAAUAGUCAUUACUAUAACUAAUCUAAAAAAUGAAGAUUAAAUGUGUGGUUUACUGUAUUUGAUCUCACAAAAUUUUGAUCGUAUAAUUCAUUACAACUCUAAUACAGGAAAGCUAUUCUAGUUAUGGCAUAAAUGCAUUCAGGGGCUGCCUAUUAAAAUACUGUGCUCAUUAAUGCCUGUAGGCAACAUUCUAUUACUCUAAAUUUUAGCUUUUGAUGUUUGCCUUUGCUAAGGGAGGACCACAUCCUUUUCAAAUGUAUGUAUAUGUGUUUAUAUCCCCUUGAAAAAAUUGUAUUCAUUAAGUAGUAUAAUCCAAUUUGACUGCAUGACUAUUACCCUUGUUUUAUUUUUUUAUACUAUUAUUACUAGCAUUUAUAUUUUAGCCAGAUAAUCAGUUUGACUCUAAUUAUGAUGAUGAGCAAAGAAAUCCUAUCAGUUCCUUUGUUGUCCAUGAUAACUAAGAAUUAACUUACAAAUAUAAAAGCCUAUAAUAUAGUGCUUAGUCCCCUAUUUACUCAAUGGACUGUAUAUGUAUUAAGUUUAAUAUACUAACUAUACCUUAGUAGUGAUGUCCCGAACGGUUCGCCGAACGGUUCGCGAACGGUUGGCCGCGGACUCAUUAUUGAGUAAACUUUGACCCUGUACCUCACAGUCAGCAGACACAUUCCAGCCAAUCAGCAGCAGACCCUCCCACCUCCUGGACAGCAUCCAUUUUACAUUCAUUGCAGCUGCAUUCUUAGUGAGCUGUCCAGGAGGUGGGAGGGUCUGGGAGGGAGGGUCUGCUGCUGAUUGGCUGGAAUGUGUCUGCUGACUGUGAGGUACAGGGUCAAAGUUUACUCAUGAUGAGUCCGUGGCGGACCGUUCGUGGCGAACCGUUCGCGGACCGUUCGCGACGAACCGUUCGUUCGGCGAACCGUUCGGGACAUCACUAUACCUUAGUAUUUGUUUUAUAUCUGCAUGCAUUAUUUAUUCAAGCUUUCAAUCUUUUUUCUUUUCCUUCAACAUGACAGUGAAACAAUCUAGUGAUAUAGUCCAAUUGUUGGGGUCUAGCAAUAUCAGAAUUUACCAAUGAAUGCUGCAAAAAGGAAGCUAAGCGGGUUUAAGAAUGGAAAUUUGUUGUGCAGAUAAUUGGUUUUUUUUUUAAAACUAUAUGUAAGGUUAUGGUUCCAUUCACUGUGUCACACAGGGGCUUAUAACUUACUACACUAUCAGAUCUUCCACUUUAUCAGACAUCAGAGAUAAACUUUACUUCCUCAUUUGCUGUCCAAGAUGCAACUUGGGGAUGAGCAUAAUUUUCAUGGACACCCUUGUCCUCCCAUUUCUGGAGAGAGCCCAAGUCACUGCUGUGCACAUGUGUAGUGACCAGCUUAAGAGAAUGGCGCAAAUAGCCUGGUCCACAAAACCAUCAUAUGGGAUGUGAAUAUGUUAAUAGCAGGUAUGGGAUGCCUUCUAUCUGUUUAUCAACUGGAGACUAAACUACAUCUCUAUUAAACACCUGCUACACAGAGGUUUAUUAGAGAGGAAAAACCAACAUAGACCAGAAUGAUAAGUUCAUGAGCCUAUCAGAUAUUUAUUUCCUGCCUCUAAUUCUGGUGCUGAAGGGGGCUGGGUGCAAAUGUUGUUGUGUUUAAUGGCAAGUAUUCUUCUCUUUUUAGUUUUAGUUUUUUUUUUUUAUUGCAUUAACUAUAUAAUGUAUUUAAACAUUGAGUUACAUCAUAUUGUGUACAAAUUAAUUACACUUAUCUUUCUCAUAGUUCUUCAACCAGGGAUUUAUCAUUUCACAAAUGUUCAACUCUGCUCUUAAAUAUAUCAUUAUAGUCAACUCGUAUAUAUUUUAUAACUCAAAUAUGUCAAGUUGAUAAAUUCAGAUAUAUUACUCAAAUUAUAUAAAUCAAUAUGAUCAACAAAAAUAUAUCACAUUGUAUUCACACAAUGACCUCAAAUAUAUAACACAUAUAUAUCACUACAGUAAACUCUGCUCUUCACACAUGCGUAAAUACCUAAAUGUCUCACUUUUUCUUAAAACCAGGAUUCUUCCCAUAAUACCCUUUUACAAUAUUACUCAUUUGUGUAAUAUUGUACUUCACACCGUGUCAGCACCCAGGACUUUUUCUGGCUGCUUUUGGACUUUUCAGACUGUUUUUGUGAUGUCUCUUACCAUGUUGACUGUUAAGUGGAACAUUCUAUCUCUCUACUAAAUGUCUCUGUCUGUCUCUUAAUUAUCUGAUAACUUAAUUCCAUAUAUACUAUUUUAAGUAUAAAAUUCCCCCACCUCCCAUCUGCAAAGUUCUAAAAGUACGGUAAUAACAUGACAAGUUAUUGCUGAUUGCUUUUAGGACUUUUCCCUAGAAUUUCUCCAUUAAGGCAUGCUAAUUUGUCUUCAGCUAAGUUUAGUAAAAUGUACAUGUGUAAUAGAUUGAGGAGGGUCACAGAAGUUGCAGAGAGUAGGUAAGGUAGUAUGUAUUAAAUGUGUGCAGUCAAUUACAGAUACAAUAUUUUUUUACAUACCUGGGAUUUAUUGAAAUUGGGUCUCUCGUAUACCAUUGAUAUGCAGAUGUAGACUAUCCCACAAGCUAUUUUUGCUCAAUACCAGGCACUAUAUCAAAUUUAGAAGGAUACUUUUCUCUAAGAAAAAUAGAGUUUAAGAACUACAGUAUGGCUUGUUGAGUUCACAAAAUCACUUGCUUCUGCUUGUCCUCUUAGUGCUGGUAGAGACAUGAAAUUGAAGACCCAAGAAGUCAGGUUACAGAAGUAG